This is a messenger RNA of Neospora caninum, 48684 nucleotides long. Its product is annotated as MGC83258 protein, related. The record is from RefSeq and is a predicted model, not a curated record. Bases 1 to 48684 code for a protein of 16227 amino acids. The transcript has 12 exons. Gene Ontology annotation, molecular function: ubiquitin-protein transferase activity. NCBI's taxonomy places the organism in Eukaryota, Apicomplexa, Conoidasida, Eucoccidiorida, Sarcocystidae.
AUGCCUUCUCGGUCGAACUCCCGCGGGGCCUCAGCCGACCCCGCGAGCGAUGCGCUGUCAGACGCCGACGCAGCUUCUUCCGCUGUGCCCGGCUCUGCUUCCGAGCGGUCGUUUCCGUUUGUGCAUCCUUCGCGGGACCAGCUGACGGCGGACAAACCUGCGAAACGCGACGCCGACCAAGAAGCCUUCGCCAUGACCGAGGACACGUUGCCGCCUGUCCCCCCUGCGCCUCCGCCAGGAGAAGAAGGCGUUCCUUCCAGCCGUUUCACGUCGUCAGAAGCUUUCCACGACCCUCCUGCCUCGCCAGCUUGUGCCUCACCUCCGAGGCGCCGGUGCGCGGCUGCGUCUCCGGAGCUCGAGGCUCUCGGGGCGUUUUUCGCGCGGUACGCAUGCUGCCUCGAGCGCGUGGCCGUGGUAGACGGCGCAGCGGAGUGCCCUGGCAGUCUCUUUGGCUGCGCCUUGCUUCCGCACGUCGAGGCGUCUCCUGCCUUCGCCGUCUCUCCGGCUGCCUGGACUUCGCGCUGGGAAGCGGAUCCGUUCGCUUGGAGCGGUCAGGGAGAAACUCGACACGGCGGAGCUUUGGCGUCGCGGCGAGUCGAGCGGCGACGCCCUGACCACCGGCGGCGCGCGGGAGACUGCGGCGAGAAGGGACCCAAGAGGGGCGCUCGCCGAGGACGAAAACAUGGCGGCGCUCGAGCGCCGAGUCGCGCCGGUCCUGAGACGGAACCAGCCGCAGCUUCGCCAGCAGCAAGUGCGCGUCAAAGGUUGGUGCAGGCAAUGGCCUUGCCUGCCUGCGCGUUCCUCGAUCUCCAGGCUCAGCAGCCUUCCUCCUUCUCAGUGUCGCCUGACGGGACGCCGGAUCCGGUGUAUCCGCAAGAUCUCGUUUCUCUCGACGCUCUUCGGCAGGGCUUCCCGUGCGGGGCACCGACCGGGAAAUCGCUGGGGAGGAUUCAGGACUGGAGCAGCACUGGCGCGACGUUUUGGAGCCGCCGCGUGCGCGCCGCGCUCGAUGCCUUUGUCCUUCUUCCUUCCUGGUACGGCGGCAUCGAAAACCGUCUCCUCCUGGAAGAAGCCGCCGUCCUCCUUGCUAACACAGCCACGUGCGCCCUCCUCGAGGCGUACGCAGUCCACUGCCUGAAACGCCAGGCUGCAGCUCCCAUCCCGCGCAUGUAUGCUGCUGGGCACGCGGCGGUCUCCUCUCAGUCCUCGUCUUUUCGCCACUACCCGAAGUCUCUCACCUCCGGCUUCUCGGUCUUCUUCGGCGCUGGCGGUCAGCUGCCGCACCCAGGCAGAGCCCCGGAGCGUCCUUUCAGCGCGCCGCGGGUCUCCCCCGCAGCUCGCCGCGUGCGGGACGUCGGUCCGGCCGCCGGCGCUCUGCGUCUGUGGAGCCAGGAAAACUCGGUGUUCCCCCACGCGGUCGACUUCAGUCCUGGACGUUCGGAGCCGCAGCUCUCCCUUGAUGCCGGGACGGGCCAGUGUGGAGAUCUCGGUGGAGAGUUUGGACUCUGCGCGGUCCCCGCGUUCCUCCUCGGCAGCCGUCUACCCUUGGGAUCUUUCUUCUCGUCGCUGGCUACGUCGCCCCACCUCCUGCCGUUGUUGCUCCUUCGCAGUCACCUGGGAUCUCUGGAGACCGGUGUCUUUUUCCCGGGCGGCUCGGCCGCGUCUUCAGACAGAAUGGGAAACCGAACGGCCACCGAAACGCCCGCCCUCGCGGCUGUCUGCAGCGACUUCUUGUCUCCGUCGACACUGCUGGACACGAGCACGUUUCACGAACGGAGUCGGCGCGGCCUGCGUGAGGAGGAGAGGCGGCGAGCUUUGGCGGGUGCGGCUGGCGAGCCGGGCGAAGACGACUUCUUCCAACUGCUUCUAGGCAGUCUAGGACCCGAGCGGUCGCGGAAUCUCGUCGCCUGGUCGGUGGCUGAAACUGACGCGUUCUACCUGAGGUGCGUGUACACCCUCAAGACGAUUGUGAAUCUGUACAUGCGUUUCCCCCCUCUCUUUUUCUUUCCGCGGUCGAUGCGGGGAGAAGACAGCCAGAAACAACGUACGAACGGGCCGGACGCGGGCGGGGACGACUCUGCGGCGAGCUCCGCGUUCCCCAGCCACCAACAAAGGCUCUGGGCGCUCCUGCUCGUGAUCCUGUCGGGUGCUUCGCCCCUUUCCACAGACGAGGGGAGGCAGGGUGGAGACAGUCGCGCAGACGGGGACACGCUGGCGGCACACUUCUGCCCGGGGGAGGCCGUGUCUGGCAAGCGCGAGGGGCGGCACGCCUCUCGGGAACCCACGCCGUUUGCAUUUGGGGACGCGGGCGGGCGAGCACAAGACAGACGGCUGGGGGUUCGGCUGACGAAGACCGCAGCAGGCUCGACGCUCCGUUUGGUUGCAGAAGCUCUCCUGUGCUCAGCCCUUCGGAAUGGGUGCAUGAGCGACAUCUUGCUGACCAUUUUGGUGUGCCUCCGCCAAGCAGUUUGCGACUUCCAGCAGGCGUCGUCUGCUGGGUUGUCUGCGGAGUCUGCUGCUCGGCCAUUGAUUUCUUCCUACUCGACCGCGUCACAGCCGCCGGCACGCCCGCGCGGCAUCCCGCCGAACUCCAAACGCUGGGGAUCGCACUACCUCGAAGAGUUUCAGCUUCUCACUCUCUUCGACGACCUCUCGUGGACGACCGAGCCAUCCGGGCUCGAGUCUGGGCCGGACUCGCCUUCGCUUCUUCUCUCCAGCGAUCGCCGCGCCGUCGAGUUCGUGGGGAAGGCGGCGGAUGCGGUCCCGCUGUCUCGGGGCUCCUCAGGUGUCUCCUCAGACUUGGCGCGGUCUCCGCGCCCGCCGGGGCCGCGGCAGGGGAGCAGCAGCAGCGCAGGCGAGGCGGGGACGCGCCGCACGGCGAGCCCGCUCCAGAUCGACUCGGAGCGCGUGAGAGACGCCGACUCGGCGGUGGGCCGCACGGCGCCGGCUGCGCAUCCCCCGGCUCCGGACUCGGACGAAGCCUCGGGAGGCGCGGAGGCUGAGGCAGGCGAGCCGCGGCACAGGACAGCGGAGACAGGAGACAGCCUUGAGUUUUUGGAGGUGGAGGACGGCAUCGGGGGGAGUCCCGGACGUCACGCGUUUGGGCGGGACUCCUCAGAAGGGUCGGGUGCGUCGUCGGAGGGCGCCUCGAGCUUCCUGACAAGUUCGUCCUCGCGCUGCCAGCCGUCGUCCGUCUCUUCAGAUCUCGAAGAAGCCCCGCACUGGCGACCGCGAAACGAGAGCGAAACGUCCUCGCCGCGCAGGCGGGAGGGUCGGCGAGACGGCCCCUCGGGACGGGCGCGGGCGCUGCGCUGUUCUCGUGCGAGUCCUACGUGGGUGGACGAUGCGCGCGGAACGCGUCACGCGCGCGAUGACAGUUCGAGCAGCGCGGGGACUUCCGAAGGCUCCCAGAGCGUUGGGACCGGCUCGCUGGGACGCGGGCAUCUUUCCGCGCGAGCGGACUCCCGCCGGAAUGCUACCCGGGAGGCAGAAAGCGAUCCCGAGGAUCGGGAGGGCGCGCGAGGCGGCGCGUCGCUCAUCGGAGGCAGACGCCCGCGCCGGUGGCUCGCCCCGGCGGCUGCCGACAUUCUUUUUGUCGAGAGCCGCGGCGCGGCGGAUCGAGGCCCCGCGCGGGACGACGGGGACGAGGGGGACGACGCGGGCGCGCAUGCACAUCGGAGACACCGCGGCGAAGCAACCACGUUUAUGACGCCGGUCGGUGUGCGCGUUCGCAGCAGCCAAGCGAACUGCGAGAGUGCGAGUCUAGUCGCCGCGCGCUUGACUGAAGACAGCCGGUCGCACACCAUCACGUACUUCCAGUUGCCCUCGGGCGUGGAGCCCGAGGACUUCGACCUCAUCUCGGACAUCCCUGCAGUCUCGUGGCCUCUGGUCAGUCAGACGCGGUUGGACCUGCCGCAGGGGGACAGCGGGCUCGGCACAGGAAGCGGCAGCUCUUCGUCACUUGCGCGCAGACGGAGUCGAGCGCGAGGCGACGGCGAAGGCGUGUCGGGGUUCCCGUCCAGCGACUGUGUCGACGCCCGAGUCGUCUGUCGCUACACCGCGGCGUUCCCCUCGUCGUCCCAUUCUCGCACGGCGGACUGGUGCGGCGUGCCUAGCGCGAGAGGGAGAUGGGGAGCGCAGUUCCUGUCCGAGGGGUGUUUGCCGUUUGCAUCUUCGCCCAGCGUCGUAGACGAUCUGGAAGCGCGGCUCGAGAACGAGGCAGCGAACCCUCUGGUUCCGUCGCCGAACGCGUGGAGUCCCGCCGAGGGCGUGGCGGCGCGCUUUCUGUCCCAGACGCUCCAGGGGGAGCUCCUCGACGCGCUCGCCGAACCAGUCUGCACCAUAACGCACACCGUCGCCCCGAGGGCGCCCCGCGGCUCCCUGCUGGGCCCGCCCGUCGGGCCCCCAGUGUCCCGCCUGGAGAGACCGAGAGCCGUGGGGUCGGCCCACGACCCCACCCGGGCCCUCGCACCCCAGAUCGCCUCCGCGUCCCUGUCGCCGACUCGGAGCGACGACGACGAGAUCCCAGCGAGGCAGACGCCCCGCCACCAACGGGACGCGCGGCGCGGCGACAGCAGUCUCCCGCGUGCGUCCGCACCCCGGAGCGGGAGAACGGCUGGGGGCUCUCGCGCCCCUAGCGAGGGCCUGCGGACGCUUCAGCAGCUCCAGCGGCAGCAGCGACGGGCGCGACUCGCCGCGACGCGCGAGGCGUUCCUCACCGGCGUGCAUGUUUGUCAGUUGCUGGUGUGUGAAAAGAUUUCUUCUGCGUUGCUCGCAGAAGGCGUCGUUGAACCCGGACGCUGGCGCCCAGCCUCCGACGCACUCGUCGAGGUCGGUGUCCUCCUCGGGGAUGCUCACCUCGCGCCCUACAGCGCCACGCGAGUCAGAACGAGGGGCCCGCCUCCUGUGUCGCGGUCCAGGAACGCAGGCGAACCGGCGCAUCCAGGAGGCUCCAGUGAAGACGCGGAAGUGAAGGAAAACGCCGGUUCGUCUUCGGAUCGAGCUGGGCGUGGCGCGCGAGACCAGCAAACCGGAGGGCGUGAUGCCUGCGGUCGUCCGGAUGCGGCUCAAGACUCGUGCAUGCAGUCCGGUGGAAGCAAGGAGACCACGUGGCAAGAGAAGCUGUACUGCAGGCGCGCGGCAGGAGGCGGAGAGAACCGCCUAGGAGGGACGCUCUGUGGAAGGCCUGGCGCCUGUGGAAUUCGCUGCGACGGCUUGGCGUGGACUGAGUGGGGCGAGGCGAGAAGCGCGAGACAUGGCCGUGCUUCUCGCGCCCAAGGAGACUGCAGGCGAGACGAGACGGAGACGCGACGCAGGGCCCGAGGGACAGGCGAGCGCGGCGGGUACCUGCAUUUGGGCAGAAGAUGGACGGAAGCAAUGCGACAAGGAGAACGCCUCGAGGGCGGAAAACGGAUUUGGUGCAUGACGCUCAUGCUGAACAUCGAGGAAGGCGAACUAGAUGUGUUCCUUGACGGCAAACUGCUCCAUACGUUCGGCAGACUUCCAAACGUUUCGUCGGCGUGUCGAGGGUCUGAGGACUCCUCGUCCCCUCUGACGUCGACGCUCGGCUACCGGUUUGCCGUCUCGCUUUCGUCGCCCUCGCACGUCGUCGGGUUGGUGCCUUUGCCUCGGUUGUCUCCAGCGGAACUCGACCGUCUCCUGAAUCACCACUACCGCUCUUCGCGGGCCCUCCUGCCGCCCGCGGACUGGACCACGAAACAUCCGGGCGCUCUGAUGGCUUCCUUGAGUCACGCCGCCUUGCGCCUCUCUCUGAAAGCCAAGCUGACUCGCGACGCGCGCGCGGCCGUUCGCGGGGCUGCGGCCACGGCCACGUGCCUCUCGCCGAUCUUCGCGCGUGGCGGCGGAGACAGCAGAGACAGCAGGGAGUCUGGAGGCGCGCCGAGGCGAGAAGAAACUGCGGAGGCAUCGAGUAAAGGAGAGGCAAGCGCCAGCGCGGCCCCUGCGAUACAUAUCGGCGGCGCGGGGCUCACCGAGUGGAUCAAAGCGGACGGCGUGACGCUCGACCUCUUGCGAGAGUGUCUCGGACUCGCGUGGGAUCUGUUGUGCAGGCGGGCAAUGCAUGCAGCUGCCGAGAAGGAACGGUGUCAGGUCGCCGGCGGGAGUGGAAAGGAACCAGACGGAACGGCGCGAGCCGCGGGGCGUUUGGUGGACGCGCAGAACGGCUCGGCUACUGCCCCGUCGGUGGGUGCUCAAGGGGACGGAGCCCGAGGCCAGGCGGGCGACCAUAAGGCCGGUUCGGAAUCACGAGGAGUGAAAAAGACGGACUCUUCUUCGGCGUUGCCUUGUCCUGUUGUCUCUCCGCGUUCUACAUUCGACGAUGAUGCAGCCAUGGGGACAUUCUACUGUCUGCUUCGGCUCUGGGCCUUGUUGUUGCCUUCUGCGCCGCUUCCGCCCGCGUCGAAAGACGCUUCUCACCCUGCGUCGUCUGCUGUCUGUCAGCCUUGGAACACGGCUCCGCGGCCGUGCGCUCGCGACCCAGUGGAUCCUCUCUGGCUCAGAGACGUGCUCGUCCGCGUCGUCUCCUCUGCGGCUUCUCAGCCGCAUGCCGGGGCGCCGCCUUCCACGCGCGACUGCGAGGCGUGGGCAGACCUCCCCUUGCCGGUCUUUGCUCUCGCUGCUGCCUCUCGCCCUGGCGCCUGGCUGGUGUCUCCGCGGGAUCAGCUCGAAGGCCUCGUGGAGUCGAGGCGGGUGAACCGGGAAGACGAAAGCGGGGAAGGCACAGAAACACCUGGAGGCGAGACUGUUCACACGCCAACUCAACGGCUCGCAGGCGGGUCUCGACCCAGGCUCGACGCGGCCUUCUGCUCUCGCGUUCUGUCUCUCGCUCCUCGCUGGCGGCGCCUCGUUGUCAGCGCCGCUGCAGAAGCCUCCACGCUGACGUUCUGUCGAGCGCUCCUCCUAGCUCCGUUCUUGGUGACAGAGGGCCUUGACAAAUGCUUCUGCUCCCUCGCCUUCCUGCGGGUUGCCCACCGGUCUUUCCUCGAGGGAGACGAAGCAGCGGGGAAGGAAGACGUGGCGAACCUAGAAGCCGCAGCCGGAGCCCCAGUCUCACACGCGUCGCCUCAGCCAGCUUGUGCGCUCCUGGAAGAUGCUGGGGAGGCUGGCACGUGGGCGCAAGAGGCCGGAGGGGAGGAGGAAGCCCGGAGAGACGCGGAGACGAAAGAGAAAGAUCGAGACGGAGACCCGGAGGCUGAAGCAAGUGCGGGGGGACUCGACCAGCUUCUCUGUGCGACGCUUCCGGCGGUCGUCGCUGCGCUGGAGGACUUUCACGCGUGCGUGUAUGCGCCGCUUCUCCCAGGCGGUUUGCGGGAAUGUCCGCAUUCUCCUUCGCGCGACGGACGCCGGGCACGGCCCGUUGACAGUCCGGAGUCGAGUGGCUCGUUCGAGAGGGGCAAACACUCCUCGGCAGACGCGGCGCCUCGACCUUCCUCCUUGUGCGGGUUCGAACUCGCCAGUUUGGCGUCGCGUGUCUUCGCGGCUCUCGGGGUGCUAGGCACCGACGGCGGCGUCAUCGCCCUCGCAACUGCGCACUGCCCGCCGUUUCUCCUUCUUCGCCUUCUUCGCGCCUUGCUCGCGCUGGCCUGUCCUCCGGCAAGUGUCCUUCUUGACUGCCGAGAGACUCCGGCGCUCGCCGCGGGUAGGGCCUACCGCGAGGACGGCGCCCCAGGUGCGAGAGGACAAAGCGAGGCAGCAAGGCGUGGCGAGUCGAUUCCGCAGGUCCAGGGAAGUGAGAGGAACGCGGGCCCGGUGCUCGACGCCGUUGGGCGCUUGACGCGUCUCGUGGUUCGGCCGUUAAGGCGCCUGCUUCUGCAGUUUUUCUUGUGCGUGCGGAGAGAGUUCCUGCAUGCCAUAGCUGAAGAGAAGGAGGAGCAGAUGAAGCGGAAGAGCGACUGCGAGCGACGCCAGCUGUCACAGCUCUUUGGGCGCCAGGCCCGCGCGGCCGCGAGACACAGCCCAGGCAACAGACGCGAGAAGGGGGAGAGAACUUCGGGAAGGGAAGGUGAGCUGGCCGGAGGGAACUUCGGAAGCGAGGCGAGUGAAAGAGCCAGGCAGGGACUGACGAGCACAGGAGGCCCGAGGGACGAACUCGCAAACAGACGGGAGUCGAGCCCACAUCCGCCGCGAGGGUUUUAUGUCGGAUCGCUGGCCGACAGUGACCCCGGCGAGAGGGAUGAAGACGUGGACAGGCCGCCCGACCAAGUUGGCGACGGGUCGCGGUCUUUCGUGCCUGUUCGCGUCUCGCGUCGAGCGCACCCGCACCCAAAUCGAUCGGAGGGAGAAGAGAGCGGUGGAGCGAAAACGGCCGAGGACAGCCUGCCGGAGACACCGGGUCCCUUCCUCGACCCCGCCCACGAAACUCCGCGACGGCGUCUGUUGCCUUCAAUCUCCGCGUCCUCGCGGCCGCUCCGGGACAAACUGGAUCUCCACCUGGACUUGCUGACAGCUGCCACCGAGCUCACGUUCGACGCCCUCUCGUCUGAGGCGGAACAGCUCUCCGUCCCUCUCCCCUCGUUUUCUUCGUCGCAGGGCGCCUCGUUCGCCGAAGGUUCCGUUCGUCUCCGCCUCAAGUGUUCCGAGCGGCUCCUCGCGCGCGUGUGCAAGUUGGUCGUGUACCAGAUUUUUUUGCUGAUCAAGUUUCGGAAGCAACAGUUGUUUCUCGCUGUGCUGCCGUUCAUGUCGCACACGUUUUUGUCUGAGCGCGAAAGCCGGGCGGAAAGCCAGCUCGUGCGCCUCCUCGGACGCCUCGACGUCUUCCUCGUGUCCCUCCUGCCCCGCCUGCUUCAGUUCGCAGGCCGCCUAACGCAGGCCGCUGUCUACGCGGACUUGGUUGUCGCCCUUUGCACCUCUGGGGCGCCAGACUGUCUCCUUCUCCAGGCGAGCCGGUGCGACCGCAGGGACAGAGUGGAGACACUCGCGGCGGAGACCCAGGCGGAAGCGCUGGAGGCAGAGGCCACAGCCGCGGGGGACUCCGGGGACGCAGACGAACCGCCGGCGGGUGUCGCCGAAGAAGAGACAGCAGUGAACAGACUCUCGGAAGGACAGACGUCGGCGAAAGACUCGGCUGGCGCCGCCGUGCUGGUGUGCUGGCCAGAUGCGUUGCCAGCCUUGUGUGAAGCUUUGGAAGGCCGAGGCGGGCGCAGCCGACAAAGGCCCAGAACGCCUGGGCGACGCCGGAACCCCCCGACCGCGUCCCCGUCGUCUUCCGGUGGCGAAGAGUCAGACACGGGCAGCGUUGACGAGGACCGAAGCUGGUUGCGCGAGAGCCUCUUCAUGCUGCCUACGGCGAGUACCGCGUAUCGGCGUCUUUCCCAGGAGACGUGCUGCGUCUACUUGCUCGAGACAACGCAUCCGCUGUCCACCGUCGCAGACUUCCGCCUCUGCCUCGACUUUGCGCGCCUGUUCUCCACUUCGCAGCGUCCGCUCCAGGCCUCGUCUCCGAGGCUGGCUCCGACCCGCAGCGCGGACGCCUCGCCCGGCGGCACAGGCGCCCAUGCGUCCUCAGCGUCGGCGCCCCGGGACUCGGGGUCUGCCGGGGCGGAGUCGCUGGACGCAGACCAGCGCGUCUUCUUUGGAGUCUCACAGGCCGACAGCGCCCCCGGCGUCCUCCGCGAGGGCGAGGGCUUCCUGGGUCUCGAAGCGGGGAUGGCGCCGGGGCUCGCGCACUGGCUGCGGGAGGACGAAGAGGAGCUCUGCCGCGGCGAAGGCGCGCAGAGAGUGAAGAUCAAAUUCGACCCUCGAAGCAACACGUGCGACUCGGGAGCGGAGCUCCAUAUUCGGGUGGUGACUUGCCACGGAGUGAAGACGCACCAAUGCUUCGAGCGGAACUUUCCGAAACUGAAGUUCCGAGAUGUCAAGUCGAUCGAGUUCGACUUCGGCGCGGCGUACCCUAGCGUCGAUUGGGGUUUCCGCUGCCAAGUUGAAGCUUACCGGAAGUCAAGCCGACACGCGACGCACCCUUCGCUCGAGCUCCUCCUCGUCGCGUACGACGCCUCCUUCACUCUCAUUCACCACCUCGUCGAAGACCUGUCUCCUUUCCUAUCGCCGGUGUCUCCCCCUUCUUCGUCUACGCGCGGGUCUCCCUCGUUCGGAGCCGCCGCGUUUGCUGCCGCCGUCGACGCCCUGCGGCCUUUGCUCCUUUCUCAGGAACUCGUCUUCUCACGUCCCUCGACCUCGGCGCCUUCCGUCCGUUUGUUUGGUCCCCAAUCUCGCGCCUCACCUUCGUCUCCUUGUUCGUUGUUCCCUUCUUCCCUGUUCCCUUCUCUGGCCGCAGAUGCGGCUCCGACGGGUUGCCUAGUGCCUUGGACGGAGUGCGCUCGAAGCCUGUACGUGGCCGCGUCGGAGGUCCGGCGAAUAGCGUUGGAUUGCUCCGCUGCCGCUCAGGAUGGACUCUCUUCCCCCCCCCACUUGCCCGCGUUGUUCGCGUCCCACGAACACUCUUUGCUCUCUUCCUUGUCACCCUCUGGCUCGUCCGCUGUCUCGUCUUCGACGGGUCGAUCGGUGUCGCCUUCUUCCUCGUCCGGGCGGCUGAACGUGGCGUUGAUCGAUUUCGUUCACGGCCGAUCUCAAGUUGCGAAGGCGAUCAUUGCGCUCGGAGACCGCUUCUUCUCUAGUCCUCUCUCGCGAACGGCAGGCCCUCCCCUGCUUCCUGGAGGCUUCGCCCACAUGGCGGCGGCGGAGCGCGCAAUUCUCGCGCUGUCUCUGCUUCUGCAGCCAGCCGCCGCGGACCUCUUCCUCUCUCUGCUCUCUGCAAUCCAAGACGAGGCGCACCUCGAAGCUGGCGACGGCGCCGCCUCGGAGCCGCGGGGGAAAGAGACGGAGAACGGCGCGAAAGGCGCAGCUCUCAGCGGCAGCCACCGGUCUCCAGCGGAAACUCGCCCUCCGGAAGAGUUCUCUGACGCGUCCGCUGCGUCUCCGUUCCCCGCUGCGUCUCCGUUCCCCGCUGCGUCUCCGUUCCCCGCUGCGUCUCCGUUCCCCGCUGCGUCUCCGUUCCCCGCCGCGCCUCCAGUUCGCGAACUGCCUCGAGCUCUGCAGCUGCUGUGGCGCCUCGCCGCUCAGACCGCACGCCUCGCGGUGCAUAAGGGUGCGCAGCGUUUCUCGUCGCUUCGCUCGGAGGCGACUGAGCCAGGCGGUCGAGACGGCGCACGGCCGAGUCUGCAGGCGACCCACAAACCUGCGCUGGCUCGCCGCAUCGCGAAAAACGCUCUUUUUCUCCUCGCGUGGAUGCGCCUGUCGCCGACAGCCUGGGCAGCGCGCAAAAAGCAAAGGUUCGCUGCUGACCGGCCUCUCCCGCUCGAUCCGAUGUCCCUCCGGGCUUGGCUGCUCAACGACACCACGCUGCAGGCCGUCCUCCGAGUCGCACUCAAACCCUGCUCUGAAGGCGCAGCGCUCGCCUCGCCGGCUUCGCAGUUGAAGCACUUCGGCCUCGCUGUCGACUUGUGGAACAGCUACAACGCGCGGUUGCGCCUUGCGGCCGAGGCCUUGAUCUUCGUGCUGGAGGGCCUCCAGACCACUGUCUCCCUCCAGGGCGUCCUGAAGCGCUGCCGGCGGGGACUGGGCGCGACGGAGGCCUCGGAAGAGCAGGCGGACGCCGAGGCGACUGAGGCUGGAGAGGCGCAGAGACGACCGAGGGGUUCCCGGAGGCGACACGAGAAGCGCAUGCCUCCCGAGAACGGCGAGUGCAUCCAGUGGGAAGGGUAUGCGCGAGUCGGAGAACUCUCCUGUCUCGCCGUCGACGCAUCUUGGCGGCUCCUGCGCUUCCUCGACUCUCUCGCAGAGACGCUGUUGGGGACGAGAAAAGACGCAAAGUGCGCCCUCGUCCCCCUCGCAGCGCCGUCGGCUUUGCCCAGAUGCUUUGUAACGGAUUACGAGCGACUUCUUCGUCCCGUUCUCUCGUUCUGUGGCGCGCCGUUCGCUCCUGCGCAGACGUCAGCGUCGUCGUUCUCUCCCCUGGCUCUUCCGGGCUUGCCUCAGUUCCUGCUCCAGACGGUUCUUCUGAGCAGCUCUCCCUCGUCGUUCUCGUCGCUGUUGAAUGAAGGCUCCUUCGCUCUUCACGCUUCCCCCGCUGACCCUUCUUCGUCUGGGGCGAGCGCUCCGUUUGCGGGCUCCGCCGCUCUCGUCGCCGCUCUCUGUGGGGUGACGGAGACGCUGAGCCGCUUCCUCUUCUUGUCUCCUUCUGGGCCCUCUCAGCCGCCCAGUGUCUUCAAUCCUUCCUACCCCUACGGGUUCACCUCGCAGGUCGCCGCGCUGUCUCGUGCGUGGCUCGCCCCCUUUCUUCUGUCUCUGCUCGUUCUCGUCACUUCGUCUCGCUGUCUCCGACUCCAGGCUCUUGGUCUCUGGGCUGCGAAGCAGCCGAAGGACCGAAAGGAAAAAGACGCCCUACCAGAGGAGGCCGCUUUUCCGGGAGACUGGCGAUCGAGGCGGAGGCUCCUCGAUGCUGAACUUCUGCACGAGACGACAGAACAGGCUCGGCGAGUCCUGCGGUGUGUGCAAACGGUCGUGGAUGCUACGGGCGUUGGACUGAGGAGAUUCCUCGAAUGGCAAACCCCGAAGCGUCACAUUCGCAUUCCGAAUUUCGGCCCACCUGCCGCCUCUUUGACCGAAGUUCCAAACGGUUCUCUCGGCGAGAGUCGCACUGACGAGGGCGGCUUCUGGGGCGCCGCGCGUCGCGACCUACCUAGGCCAGACGCCUGUCGCGUGAGCAAACUCCGUGCACACGCUCCAAACCGAUACGAAGGCGACGCCGAGGGUUCGUGCCCGCCUUCGUCUCAAGGCAUUCGAAGGCGACCCGCGUCCACCCUGUCUCAGGGUAGCCACGUCCGUCUCGGUCGUCCGCCGGAAUCGUCCCUCGAUUCUCUCUCUGCGCCACAGUCUCGCACCCGCCGUGCGCCGACAGGCGAGCGGGCUCUGUCCACCCGCGGGUUGCCUUUCUCUCCAGAUCGCGCAGCGUUUCCGCUGUCUUACCUCCCGCCUCGCGGCCUUCCUCCCGUUAGCUACAGCGACGCUCUCGUCGAGGUCGCGCUGGUGUUUGUUCCUUGCCUCUCUGCUUCGCGGGACUCUUCGCGUCGUCUCCCCGCUUCGCCUUCGCUCCGCGCGUUUGCUCAGCGCUCGGCCGCGCCCGGCACGCAUGCGGCGGCUCUGCUGUCGAUCCCUGCACACGGUCCUGUGUCCAAGAUGCUAACUCGGCACUUUCGGAAAGUCGACCAGUGCGUCGUCUUUGUUGACGCGGGUGGCGAGGACGACAUGGAAAUCGAGAGAGAAAGCCAGGCAAACAAGGAGGCGAACGCGGGUUGGAAACCGCCAACGUGCGACGCGUCUCGGUCGACUCCACUCCAUCAAAGCAGGUCAGAGUCGGGCGCGCAGCCUGCGCUUCUCGCCUCGAGUUCGUCUUCGCCGCUCUCUGCUUCCGCGGCGACGACUCCGCACGCGUCACGCCCCCUGAAGCCGGGGCAGCCUGUACGCGUUGAGCUGUGGGUGCGAACUGCGGGCCAAGCCUUCGCGGACUUGCUGGCGUCUGACGGGCCGCCAGGCGGCUCCGAUGUCUACGCGGGGCAGCGGCUCGCCGGCAGCUCAAGCCGACACCGCGGCAGGCGGGUGCGGCAUUCGUGCUACGCACUGGUCACGAAGAAAAAGGCCGCGGAGACACUCCACACCGACCGGCGGCAAGACGGACUGUGGAGCGGCGACAGUCAGGCAGUCCCGCAUGCAGCGGGAGAGCGCCGGACAGCCGACGGAGACUCCGGAGGAAGCAGCGCGGCGCGACUUGGCAGGCAUCCUGUCGCGUCUGUGACUGGAAGUGGAGAAAUUGCGGAAGACCACGUCGGCGUCUUCCCUUCCAGGCGACGAGAAGAGGGAGGAGAUUCUGACCGACCCGCAUUCGUCCACCGAGGCCGCGGGCAGCCUCUGUGGACGCAGGCAGAUCCGCCGCCCAGCGGCGGAGGCCUGGAGAGUGUCCCCGAAGGCGCGAGCGGCCCGGUCGGCGACGCAGGCGGGUGUGAAGGGACUGGUCCUAACACCAGACGAACCCCGUCGAUGAGGGCGCGGUUCCUCUCAGGUGAAGCCGAGCCGUCGCCUGCACACUGGGGAACGUCCGCCUUUCUUCUCGCGGGUGACGCGCCCGCCGGCGAAGCAGGAAGAAGCGCGCGGCAGCCCCGUGCACUUGGAGAAAGCCGCGAGCGCGCGGAGGGGGUGUCGUCGACGCGGGCAGAGGGCGGCGAGGCGCCCGCGCCCGACGCUCCGGGGGGGAGCGGAGACAGCGGGGGCGAGACAGAAAGGGAGACGGACCAGGUCUGGUGGCACGGCGGCCCCGAGAGUGCGACGACAACCAAGAUCGUGCAGCUCGCAGAGACAAAGGGAGGUGCGCCCAAGUGGAUGGGAACCGUCCCCUUUGUUCGCCUGCUGGUUCCAGACACUCAGGCGUGGCACGCCGCAGCGAAGCGAGCGCUGCUUUCGAAGACGCCUCGCUUGAUUUCCUGUUCCGGCGACCGCAUGCCUUCCGGCGGGGUUCAAGUGAGCCGGGCAGUGGUUGCCCGGGUCAGGCUGUCCAGGGACGAAGAGCGGGCGUGGGCGGAGGCCCAGCGCGCCCGAAACGGAGAGGCCAACAAGCGAGCGGGGCGACAGGUUCCGGCUCUUAUCGUUGCGGAGAUGGGGCACGUCUCCGAGUUGACAGCCGACCAAGUUCAGCGCGACUUCGAGUCGCACAUUCGCGCUCUCGCGGAUUCGAACGCCGACCCCGCGCGCCGGUCUCCUUCUCCCAACCCGCGGCGUCGCCUCGACACACUUCCUGCCUCGUCGUCCUCGGCCGUGUGCACCUCAGCUGCCUUUUCGGCGUCUUCUUCGAACUCGGCGUCGCACAGUGAGGCCGGCGCGAGCGCAGCUUCUACAGCUGGCCGCCGCAGUGCCAGGGGAGGGUUUGCGCCUACGCCGCGCUCCGAAAAGGUUCUCACCUUGAGACAGCAAUGCUGUGCAGCGCUGCAGACUCUCGACGCGCUCGGCAUGCAACGCACCUGGCUCCACGCGACAGCGGCGGUGUCGGAGUACCUUUGGAUGUCCUUCCGAGCUGCGGUCGGCCUUGCCCUCGGCCCGCACGUGCGGCUGAUUUCCCACUUCCUGGCCGCGCAGAGUCCGAGCGCUCCGCGGGAGGCACAGGAGCCUUGCCGCGGCGUCCAGCAAAGCGAAGACGCAGGAGAGACGGCGAGCGGCCGGAAGCAAGGCAGAAACACGAGGGGACCACGAGGAAGGCAAGAAGACAGGCAUGCGGUUUCGCCACAGAGGAGCUCGCUGGGCGCGUUGUCCCCGGUUGGCGCGUGCCUGAAACACUUUGCUCGGUUGUUGCUUUGGAGCGUCGAGCACCUCGAGCACGCCUCGGCGAAGAUAGGACAGGGCGAAGCGACCGGAGGCAGACGACCGCGGCCCGGACCAUCCGCGGGUGAACGGGGCGAGUCGACGGGCACCGCUGAGAAGGCCCGGAGGAAGGCAGGGCUAGCGCGAGAAAGAAAUGCCUCCUGUCUCUCGUUAUCGGCGUGUCUGCGUCGGGUUCUUGCCGGUGGCUGCAGCUCGGGAAGCGCGACGGACUCCGACUCGGAGAGCUCCAAUGUUCCGUCGACGCCUCCUCUGCCUUCCGCUGGCCCUGCCCCAGUCGCGGCUCUGAUGCUGCGCCUUCUUGACGUCGCCUCGGGAUUGUCCAUAGAUGUCGAAAAACGCUCUCCCACUCCACAGAUUUCCUCGCGUGCGGCUGCGUCGCCAGCCGAUCCGUCCCCUUCGUCUCCCUUGGCUUCUGCGUCGGCUUGUUUUCGCGCUUCGCAGGGGUCUGCAGAAACGGCGUCUCUUUCUGGAGAGUUUUCCAGCGAUGGUUCUCCGUCUUCCGGUCGCUCGCCGCUGCUCGGCCUCCACAUCGCAGUCCAGCGCUACUUCCACUUGACGCCAACGAAAGCCCCGCCUCUCCUUCCCGAGAUGCUCCUCUCCGGCCUGGGCCUAGGCAGCAGCUACCUGGCUGACCUUCUGUGGCACACGACGCUCCAGAGGCAGCCUGCCUCUCCGCCCUUCUCACCGGGCCCUCCUGGUGCCUCAGCAGCUUCGUCCCCGAUCUCAGGAAACGAAGGCGUCGUGGUGAAUCGGUGCCGACUGAGUCCGGCGUGCCUGCCGGCUUUGCAUGCAGCCCUGAGCGCGAACAGGCGCCUUCUAGCGAUUCUGGAUCACGCGGAGGGGGAACGGGGAUUUCGGGCCCCCGGCGAAGGCGCUGAAUGCGACCAGGGUGGGGACGGACGAGCCACCCGCGAGCGUCGAACGGCACCGGCGAACGGGGCGUCCUCGAGAAGUGAUGAAAGGCAGACCGAAGCGCGUCGGAAGCGACGACGCCCAAAGACGCUGCAGCCGGGCGGUGGAGCUUCGGAGCCGGACGAAGCCCACACGGUUUCCGGCGGGUGUUCUCGGUCGAGUGCGGGUGCGCAAGCCCAACGGAGAGCGGAGGGAAGUCGUGGAGAGGCGGCGCUGGAGGGAAAAGGAAGGGAAGAAAGUCAGAGACCGGGACGUGCCGUCGAGACGAAGGCUGGUCCGUGGGUGACUUGGACGGAACAACGCUCUCUGUGCCUGACCGCGGAAACCAUCGCUGUCGCUCUUCUUCAACUGCUUCAGUGGGUUGUGGAGUUUCGAGGCGUUGACCGAGAAGAUGAAGACGACUGUCAUGUCCAAGCCCUCUGGGGGACCGUCAGCGCGGACGGCGCCUGGGCCGACUCUGGCUGCUGUCUCUCGCAGCCUGGGGCCUCGCCGCAGCCCGACAGUGAAUGUGAAACCGACGCGGACGCGCCGACGCCCGUGGGGUCUAGGCGCCGUGGCCCUGGCGGCGCUCACGAGCGUUUGUGGAUGGCGAAUCUUCUCCCGCGGCUUCUGGCCACGAGCGUGUGGGGUCGACCGUACCUCGGGAGAUGCGCAUUUCGGUUCCUGCGUCUGCUGCUUCUCGCUCGCCUUCGCUGUGUCUUAUUCGCCUCUUCUUCUCCGUCUGUGGCGGUGGGAACGGUAGACGAUACGGGCCAGCUCCGGCGCCGCCUCGGAGCGGUGGCUGCGAUCCUCCCUGAGCCUGCCGUCCUCGCGCCGCUUCUCCCGGCCCCGCCGGCGUGGCUGUUUUGGGAUCUCACGGGCCUCGGCGUGUCGCCGGACAAGCCGCGAGAGGAUCCAGUCCCGCCGGGGGGCGACGAGACGGCAGGGCUUGCGGGGGAAGUCGAUGCAGAAAUAGACAGGACACCGGGCGGCUUUGGCGACGAGCACGGUCGGUGGAUGCAGACAAAGUGGGAGAAAACUCGGACUGUCCCGGGGCGUCGCAGCGCGACGGAUCUCCCACAAGCCGACGGCGAGAGAACGGAAACGCAAUGCACUCUUUCUGGCGGCGAGGAACUGGCCGUCCCCACGCACGCCGUCUCGGACUCGAGAACGGAAUCCGAGACGGUGCCUUUUUCACUCGCCUCGUCGCCUGCGCAGUUCGAAAAGGCGAAAAGACGCGAGGAAGCGCGCCUUGCGGCGCCUUCCCUCUCUCCUGCUGCCCGAUGUCCCUCGGUUCUCUGGAGCGCGCCGUCUCUUCUUCAGCCGGUUGUCCUGCGAGCGUCGCUGCCGUUGCCCCUCGCGGGGCCCUGCUGGUAUCGCCUAGCCGUAAAGCCCGGCUGCGGUUGGUUCAAACUGACGGCACUCAACGGCUUCUCCGUCCGGCGUAUCUGCCUCGGCCAGGCGAAGCAGUCCGGGAUCAAGCAUGCGGAUCUCAUGGCGUGCAUUGGUCUGGAGGUGCCCACGCUCCGAGCCGGAAAAGACUUCGGGUUCAAGAGCCAAGUGACGCCCCUCGGUCAGGCGCUGACCGCGUUGGAGCGCGAGACGCUGCAGAAGCCUUCCGGAUUCCCCAUUCCCACGGCCUCCUUUAUGGAUAUCAUCACGCUGGCGAAGCCCGAGAAAAACGUUUUGAAGAUCCGCGUGGACGGCAAAGGCAUGUGGAAUGUUCCUCUCUUGCAUCCGCACGUGAAGAUCAACAUCGCCAGUUCGUCGCAGACGCCGUCGCCUGGGUCUUUGCGGCGAAAGGCAGGUGACCGGGGCCCGCGAGCGCAGAGAGCCGAACGCCCAGACCGGGAUGCAACCGGGCAUGGCCGUCGUGCGGCGUCUCGAGCGGUCUUCGAAGGAGGCGAAAGAGCGGAGAAGACGACCAAACGUCCGGCGUUCGCGGCCGCGCCUUUUGAGUCCACUCGGAAACGCCGUGGCGUCGACCGCUCCCUGCCCCAGCUUUCGACCAUGCACGAGUUGCAUCUGUGCAUUGUCACACAGGUGUGCAGCAAAGACGCGUUUCAGCUGUACGUCCAUCGGGGCGGCGGGGAAAUCGACAAGAGCCUCAGACACCACCGGAAACUGAACGGCCUUCUCCGCCGAGUGUCGCACCUUCAUUCCACUGGAUUGCGAGGCAUGGCUGCCCUCGAGACCGACCCCUUCCUCUCAGACUUCUGGCCGGUGCCUCUGCACCAACUUCCGGCUCUGCCCGCUUGCAACGGCCCGGCGACUCUCGCCUUCUCCGCGUACGCCCUCCCGUCCCCCUCGACCUUUUCCCCGCUCCUCUACCGCGCGCCUGUCUCGCGCGCGCUACCCGCGUCCGCGUCGACGUUUCCCCCUGACUCGUCCUCGCUCCCUGGCCACGUCGAGCCGCUCCUGCCGUCUGGCUCCAGCGCGAAGAUCGUCGACGUCGCCCAGGCUUCGGCAAACUCCUUCACCCCUUCCGACGCGUCCGCCGCCCUGUGGGAGACGCGCAGGCGCGAGCUCGGGGUGUUUGCGUCGAGGGCCUUCGACAGCCACGCGCACCUGCUGCGGUGGCGCUGGACGUGUCUGUUUGGAGACACUCUGCUGCUGCGCCAGAGUGUGCAUCUCCGGCGGGCGUUGCUGCUCGGCGACUUGUCCCUCAGGACUGCGAAACGGCAACUCCUCGGCGAACGCCGCCGGGAGCCAGCCGACCCCACAAACGGGGCAAGAAACCACCGUGGACAAGUCGCGCCCAGUGCGGCCGGCGGCGCGGCAGCUGGGCUCGCCGAGCCCCGCCGCGCGCUCGUUUGCGACGGGGAGGAGCCGCGAAGCGAAGGAGUGGGCCGAAGCCUGUUGAGCGGCAAAACAGAUGUUUCGUCGUCGCCACGGAGAGACGCGAACCAUCGUGAGGACGCCGAAGGCAACGGAGACAAUGAAAGAGCAUCGCCACAACGCGAUGAGGAAGAAGUUCUCGGCGAGCUCCUCGCCGAUGUCUUGAACGCGCUAGCCGACGGGCUGGCCGAGAUGGAGGCUUGGACCACUCAGGGCGUGCGGCCGCAGCCGCUGCCCUUCUUAGCCCUUUUGAGUUCUUCGCCUUCAGGUGUCUCUUUUUCGAGUCAGCGGAACGCGACCGACUUACCCUCUGGCCUCCUUGGCGAAGGCAGCAAGGAGGCGACGGCUCGAGAGAAGAGCCGCGAGGGAGAGACGGCAGAGAUCGCAUCGCAGCUGGCGCCUUCGCCUGCACGGUUCUUCCACUUUGCGCACACGCAGGCGUCGGCAGAGGCGCUGAAUCGCCUGCGGCAGGUUUUCAGUCGCCUCUCGGCGCUCCUCAGGCUGUUUGUGUUUGACGGCGCGGCAGAGGACGCCGAGUCGCCGACCGACGGUUUGCCGAAUGUGACGGGGGAGUCGCCGUUCACCGACUUCGAGAGGUUGUGGCUGUCGGGCACGUUUCAGAGGCGCCUCUGCGAGUCUUUGCUCGAGCCGGGGAACAGCGAAGGACGGGGGGGACCGGAGAGUAGCCGGAAGAAGAGAGACGACCCGACUUUCGAGCAUGUGUUUGCGAGAUCCUGGUUCCCCAGGGGCGUUCGCGCGACGAACUACUGGCAGAUCCUCACGGAGCUGUCGUCUCCGUUUUUCUCCGAGCAUCGCCUGUGGCGACCGUUCUUCCUUCUCAACGCGCCAGAAAGCGCGGAGCCGGAGAGAGGCCUGGCCGCUCGCUUCGGGCCGGUGGGCGCUCCGCUGCGGAGGCCGUGGAAACCGAGGAGCCUGGCGCGACCGACGGGCCCGGACACCCAGAACAAGGACGAGAGAGCAGAGACGGCCGCGAGGGGGACGGAGAUGCCCCGAUCCACGCCGGAGUCGCCUGCCGGUGCGGCGCCACGAGCGCGGUCGGAACCAGACAGAGCGGGCGCAGGCGCGGCGGCAAGCGGGAACUGCUCUUUGCCGGUUUCCUCGCGCGUCCCGGAGCAGGGCUGCAGCCCCGAGGAACGAAGGCCAGAGCGGAGUCACGGCCAAGCGGACUGGCGCGACCUGUGGGCGAUGGCGUGCGACAUGAAGAACGCUGAAGAUGGAGCGUUUCUGACGUGUCUCGUGCGGCUGCUUCCGAGCUCUGGCCGCCGCCUCCUGCUCCAGAAACUCCGCGGAAACAUCCAACAGAUCCUUGCCCUGUGUGCAAAGUGUGGAGACUUGCACGCCGACGCCGCCGACCUGCCUCAGCAUGCAUGCUUCUCCGAAGCGCGCCUCAUGCGCCUGUCGCUCCUCGCCUCCUGCCUGAGCGUCCUCGGCGCUGCGGAGGCUGCGACCGCCGUCGCGCACAGGGAAAUGGUGCAGCGAGAAGAGGACGGAGCGAGCGAAGCGACCGUGGCGGAGGUGGAGACAAAGCGAGAGACAGAGAACCUAGACGAGGGUGCGGCUGCGCACGUGGCGAGAGCGGCAGGUGGUAAAGUUGAAGAAAUCCGGGAUACCCCCCGUUCCCCUCCUUCGCGUUCUGGCCGUGGCCGAAACACCUCGCUCUCGUCAAGCGCCAAAGUGCGGGACGAGCGCGAGGACGACUCCGCGACAGCAAAAGUGACCCUCGCCCUCCUGACAGCCGUGGCGCCUCUCGUGGCCGCCAGCGCGCCUUUCCUUCGACGGCGCAGCUGCCACAGCGAGCCUGCGCCCAGUCUCAAUCGCUUAGGCUGCGUCGCAGACGUCGCGCAGCUGUGUGCUGUCAAGGCCGACGUUCUGUUGCAACGUUUCCAGCUCCUCUCCUAUCUCUCGCAGGCCUCAGGCUACGCAGCGCUGUCUGUGCCGUUGACGCCUCCGUUGCCUCCGUCCUCGUCCGCUCCGGCGCGCGCCGCGGCGGGUGCGGCGAGAGAAGCCGAAAAGCCGGGAAAGGGGAAGGGCGAAGAGGCCAGAGACACCGCGACGCGCGCGUCGGGUCAUGGGUCCACCGACGACGAACACCCGCAGCCGGAGAAAGGGGGGAAAGGCGGCAUGGAGAGGAAGAAACGCAGUGCGGAUGAAGCCAGGAGACGUCAGGUCGACGGGGCUACGUGUGCAUGCUGUGGAGUUCCAAUUGCAGAGCCAUCAAAGGCAAACGCGAAGAAAGCCAAGCGUGAAAGCCCUCGCAGAGCUUCCUCCGUGUCGGCUUGUGCAACGUCUCCUGGCGGCGGGUUGGUAACAAACCCCGCCGCGCUUCUGUCCAGCGCGAAGGCCGGAGCGGAGACAGUGACGGUCAAUAGUCAGCCAGAGGGGAAUCUCGGAGACGAACGGGGAAGGGACGACCUCGCCGCACGCAUCCAGACGGGUGGCUUCGAGAGCAUGCGGCAAGAGCUGCUCGAUGCCUAUGAUCGGCCAUGGGAGCCCUCGCGGCGUCCAGCCCUCAUUCGCGUGGCCCUCCUCACAGAUCUCCUCGAGUCGUGGCGGUUCCUGCCUCCCCCCGGCAGCUCGGCAAGGCAUGCAUUCUUUUCGCUGCUUCUGCGUCUAAGCCGGGCGACGGCGCGAGUGCUGGAUCCCCGUCGACGCGACUACGGAGAGGACCCGGAUGGCGAUUCCGGCGACGCCGCGGUCGCGUCGGCAGUCGGACGGGCAGCUGACUUAGACCGAGAGUUGUGGGAGGGGGCGGUGACGUGGCCGCAAGUCUUUUGGCUCUUCGAUCAAAUGCCGCGCUUUCUUCCCGUCGCUGACAGCUCGCGCUGGACCUCAAGUGAGGUGACGGCGUCCGUUCUGAACCGCCUCGCUUCAGCCGUCUCGCUGUCUGCCUCGGCGGCUUCGGACGCGGCGUCUUCGGCCUCGACUGCGCAGAACCAAGCACGGGAGCUCCCACUCACUCUGGCAGGGACGUGGGGCCUUUACGCUUCUUCAGACGACAUCUUCCGUCUCGGACCGGACCCGAGCGCAAUCUCCUCGCGUGCAUUCCUGCGUCUCCACGGCUACGCAUCUUCGUGUAUCACCAACACCCCGCUCGCUUCUUCGGCGUGUUCGUCCUUCUCCGCGCUUGCUUCUGGAUCCUCCCUCCCGCUGCUCCACUGCGAUGUCGACUCUGCCGACCGCUCCCAGCACUCCACGUUCUGGAAGCCCGUCGUCACUGAUCUCGAGGAGGUGCGAGGCCAUCCACUGGACCCUGUGGACUUGGCGAAUCACUUUUUCAUGGGCGAAUUCACCCGCGACGGCUCCAGCCUCCAGCACGCUGCCCUCGCUGGCGGCUCGGGGCGCGUCACGGGGGGCGGCGGAGCGCCGCGCGGGCCGGGCGGGGCCGGUGGAGCCCGUGGAGACGCGCCGGCGGGGAUCGCCGCCGGGGGAGUCGUUGAGGGCGACGAAGAAGACGCGUCCGCAGUCCACCACUCGCCUCUCGCGGGCGGCGGAGGCAUCCUUGUCGGGCAUCGUCCACCGGGAGCAGGGCGGUCGGACGACGGGGCGUCGUACCCGACGCAUGCUCUGUUUGAAGUCGAAGCCGACUCUGUGGGCUCGUGGAGUGACCAGAGUGAGGACGACGAGGAGGCGAUGGCGGCAGCCUCGGGCGGGCACGCGCGAGGCUCCAGAGCGCCAGGCAGGCCGGGGGACUCCGGCGGUCGACUGGAGGGCGAGGGCGACGACGGAAGGCCCGAGGGGAGACGCCGAGGCAGUGCAGGCAGAGACGGCGGCCGACGCAGCGGCGGACGGGCGAGUCUGGCCGGUGGGGACGGCAGCGCGCGGUCAGGUGGUAGACGGGGUUUGGAGGUGCUCAUGUUUGCGUCGAGUGAAGAGGAAGAAGACGAGAGAGCUGGACUCGGAGACGAACGCGGCGACUCUCGAAGAGGGCGCUUCGACCGCAUUCGCAUCCUCGCAGAAGACGACCCCCGCGACCUCGACGAGGCAACCGAACUUUUGACGGACGAAGGCGAGACGGAAUUGGCGGAGGUUCUCCCCGGCGAUGACGACGAGCCGUUGGAGUGCGACGCCUUUGAAUGCGAUGAUCCGCUUCAGGGGCUCUUGUACGAGAACAGGGAAGUGAUGGAAGACCUGGCCAGCAUGAACCUGGCGUUCCGAUCGAUGCCGCCUCUUUUCCGGCCCGUCUUGGCCUCGCGGCUUGUGCCGUCGCUCCUCGUCCGCCCGCUUUGGGAUCGCUUCUCGUCGGAGGGGUAUUGCGCAUCUGCGUCGGACCGGCAGAAUCGCUUUCCUGGUGGGGAUGAAAUCCGAGGCGCCGACAUGGGCAACGCUGCCGGCGUUGUGGAACGAAGGCGAAACCCCCGAGCCCGAGACGCGGCGAGCGGAGAGGGACACUUUCUGCCCUGCAGAGACGAAGAGGACGAAUCCCCGUCUCUCCGUCUGGCCAUGGUUGUGCACGGCGGGACUGGGCAAAUGCGACACUUCGAAGCCGGACUAGACGGCGAAGCUCGCGCCCAAGUGCUUCUUGAGCGUCCCUCCGCCUCCCUGCCUUCUGCAGCCUCGACCAGCGAAGCGAGUCGCGUGAUCUCCUUCGUCGAACGUUACCGCCGAAUCGCUGAAGGCCACGGCAGUUACCGGACUGUCUAUACAGCUGACUCGCAGAGACAGCCGGACGGCUCGCCCGCGGUAGCGCAUUUUAGGGUCGAUCGAAGCGCAGGACUGGUCCCCGGAGCAGACAGCCGAGCCGAGCGGGUGCGCCCGGAACCGCCCAGCUGGCGUCGGCAGCGCGGCGUCUACGAGGAAACGAGGCAGCUUCUGGCUGCGGACGGCUGGCGCGGACGGGGGGGAAGACUCGAGGCCUCAGAGCCAGGGCUGUCCGAGGCGGAAGCGGGGUGGAGAGUGCAGAGUGGACAGAGCGGAGAACGUGGCUCGGGCAGAAAUGGAGAAGCUGGCUUCCCUCCCCCCGGCUGUUCUUCCUUCUCGUUUGGAAGCAGUUCGAGCGACAGCGCUUCCGAGGACGCGUCUUUGUUCGACUCUGAAGACGACGCUCUCUCUGACGGGGCAGUUGUCGUGGCCCAUGUCCUGCGCCCUCUGGAGCGUCCGCUGGGCGGCGCGGCGGCGAAUCGAUCAGGAUCGGUACCGCGAGGAAGAGAGGCGCGCGAGGAUCAGCGACGCCGACGCGGCUACCCCAGGCCACGUGCGUGCAGUGAGGGGGGCGGCACCUGCCUCGGGUCGUUUCCUCCACUUCAGCGCUCUCUCUCCUCGCACGUGUUUCUGUCGUCCGCCACCCAAAACGGCAGAACUCACUUUGCCCACUCCAGUAGCUCGUCUUUCUCCUCGAGCUUGGGCCUCCAAGAUAGCAACAACGGCUGGUUGCCUGACAUCGCCUGGCUCCGCGGUUCCUGCGCUGACGCCGGCUUCGACCGCCUCGAAAGCCUCGACCGCCUCGAAAGCCUCGACCGCCUCGACGCGUCUGCCGCCCAAUCCGGGCUGUCGCCGCCUCUGUCAGCUUCGCGGGCCUUCCGGACGCUCCCCGUCCAAGACCCGCCUUUGCUCCGGUCGCCUUCGUCCUCGUCCUGCUCGGCGCUCGCGUCCCGAGCGUCCGCUCCCGCGUGUCGCCUCGGGGGAGAAGACGAGGGCGACGCGCACAAGCUGUGCUGCGCGAUCUGCGCUUGGCCGCUCUGUGCAGGCCCCGCGAUCUCCGACGAGGCGUUCGCGGCGGCGCAGCGUCAAUUCGCCCGCCGACAACGAGGCGUGCGACCAAGCCGAAGGCGCCGCUGGAGGAAAGGCCGGGAGAGAUCGGGGCGGGCGGCUGGAGGCGAGAAGGAGAUUGCAGAAACGACGGACGGGCACGGAUACGACGGAGAAGACGAGUUAGGGACUGUGAGUGAUGUCUCCCAGACUGGGGAGAAGGCGUUCGUCCUUGGCGCUUCAGAAAGCAACGUCCGAUGGCUUCUCGCCUCCUCUGCGGCGUUCUCCACAGCGCCUAGGACGUGGCUGGUUCGGUCGCGCCCGCUGCCUCGUUCGUCGCUCGCUCACGGUCGUUUCGCCGAAUUGAAAGUGGGAGAAAGUGCACACGAAGAGAGUUCGUUUUCCGCGACGGCGCAUAGCGACUUUCCCUCUCUGUCCGUGGCGGGGGAACACGAGGCCCGAGACGGUGGGGCGCACCUCGUCCCUCAGGCAAAUGGAGAAGCCCGGAAAGCGCGAGAGACGCAAGAGGAAAAGGCGACGACUGUGGACCCGUCCGCGGUCGUGGUGGCGCCAACCAAGGCGAACGAACUGACAAGGGUGACAGGGCAUGCAGUGGAAGCCCACUCGCGUGAAGCAUUUUCGCGGAUCACGAAGUUUUCCCACAAAUCGACCCGUGCACAGUGUCGCCAGUCUGUGGAAGCAGCUGGCGGAGACCUGAGGGGUGAUGUUCGCACGCCCACGGAUCUUCACGAUUUGCCUCUCGUCUCUGCGUCUCUGCGGGAAACGUCACCGGUCCUUCUCCCGUCCUUUUCCACCCUCGCGCCGUUGCCUGUCUCCAGACAGGCUCUGACACCGCAGUUCGUCCUCGACGCCAGACAGGCAGCGAGUGACGGAGAAGCGGACACGCGAGUCUUUCGCUCGCCGCGCUUUCGUCGAGUGUGCAGUUUCCGGAGAAAGACGCAACAGCUGGCGGGAGACGAGCGUCGCAGAACACCCCGGACCGAGAUUUUGGCCUCGAUGGAUGACCAGAAGGUUGGAGUCAACGGGACGGACGUGAACGGCGUCGCAGAUGAAGCUGCCGCAGGGAAAGCUAGGAGAGAGACGGAGAGCGUCGACAGCGGUCACGGAGGAAGAUACAAGAAACCGGCGGGAGGGCCAGGGAAAGGACGCGUGGGGAGACGGAGCGGGGAUCCCUCCGCGCAGUUUCCGUGCGCGAUUUGUCGUUACCGAGGUUUCACGUGCUCGGCACAGGCCACCUUCACCUCCAGGCUGCGAGGGCCGUCAGACAACGAGAGGCGCUUUCCCCUGUGGUGGCUGCAAGGCUCAUUUUCGACGGCACGCGGCCCCCGCCACAAGACGAGUCACGCGGCCUCUCUGGCCCAUGUCGGCGACGACGGCGGCCGGGCGACGUGGCCGGAAACGCCUGAGUGGAUUCCCUUGUUUUCUCGCUUCACAGCGGCGGUGGCGAGGUGUCGACGACCGAGUUUCUCCCAGGUGGAUCUCGAGGGAAGCGGGACCGCGCAGCUCUCCGGCGGCGACCGCAUGCCUUCGCCGCUUCCCCUCCGACCGAGAACACUCUCGUCCGUCUACUUGCCGUCUCGACGCUCCGCCUGCCUUUCUGCCAGUGUUGCGGGGGGGAACGUCCGUGCGGCAUCCGCUUUCUUUGCGCGAGAUCAGAAGAGCUUCCGGCGCGCGGGUAAGCGGUCGGCCACGCCCGGCAGCGCGCAGCGAGCCUUGGAUAAGGAGAGCGAGAGGGGCCCCGCUUUGCGUUCCCCGCAGGUGCGAGCUUUGCGUUCGGGGCGCCUGUCGAGCGCCCAAGACGGGAAAUCACGCCUGGCGCAGGACCACGGCAGCAAGCGACAAGGCGGUGCGAAAGGGAUGAAACCCUUCGACUCAGAAAAAGCGUGUUUUCCCCCCGUCGACUCCGAGGCUGCUCGGUCCUUCUCGCUUCCUUCCGGGCACGCGGGCACGCCAGGUGCGUUUUCGUCCCUUGGGGAACUGCAUCGGUUGUUCUGGCGUCAGUAUUACGCAGCGCAGGACGAGGCUCUACUCCUCAUGCUGGCGCCGUUUUUGGGCGGCAACCCGGUGUCGCUCUCGAACAGCUGGCCGGGAGGCCGCGCGUUCUUCGCCGCGAACGAUGUCCCCGAAGACAUUGAACUUUCCUCUCUCGCCGACGUCCGGUGUCCGCGCUGUGGCAAGACUCUGAAAAACAUCCAAGGAAGUGGGUUUGAAGGGAAGUGGAGAUGCGAUGGCCUGGACCAGAACGGCUUCUGCGUCGCCAGCUUGACCGACUACCGGCUCUGGUCGGCGGCCGCUCGCCACCGGUGUCACUCGGAUGACUUCGACUACUGCCAGGCCUGCUUCGAAUAUAAGGCGAGGCUGAACGCGCGCAAACUCAAGUGGCUCAGCACAAACUCCUCGAGGCUCCUCUGGCCCUCCCACCGGCCCGCCUGCCCUUCAGGCCCGUUCUUGUGGCAGCUGGGGUCGCCGCGUCUCCCCGAGGAACACCGGCGACGCGCCGAGGAGGCACAGAGGCGGAUCGAGGCUCUCGUGAAAAAGGCCAGAGAGCGACAAGAGAGACCGGAGGUGAAGGCCGACUCGGCUGGGGACAGGCGACCCGAGCUGGGAGAAGAGAGGAAGAGCGGAAAACCCGAAAGCCGCAAGGCAAGCACCGCGGAGACGGAUUGGCGGGGAACACGAGACGACGCUAGAGAACCCAAGGGGGACAGGGGAAGGGACCCGGAGGAAAUCGUUUCACGGAACGCGUCCGCAUCGAGUGGUCCUCUGCCGAGACGUUCUCGCCGCGGGGAGCGAGAGAGAGGUUCACUCGCGUUCCACCGGUCCUCCUCGUGUGCUUCUUCUGCUGCCUCGUCCGGUUUGCCUUCGCUUUGGCGGGGCCCUGAGAGGCUGCCGGCGGUUCAGUCGCCGCAGGCGUGCAUGCAGUCUUGGAUUCGCGAGGCGACGCAGCUGCCACUGCUUGCCCAGCGGCCUCGCAGUUCGAGUGGAAACGGCGAGGAAGUGGUGCUCCGGGACGGCGUCGUCCUCCUCAUUCCUUCACGGCUGCCGUACCUUCCUCCGCCGCCCUGCAACCCCGUGCUGCUCGACGGUUUGCUGACGUCUGCGCCAGGGUUCCCCGAGAGUCUCGCGCACCGCCUGCUUCGUCUCGGGUGCACCUGUCUGCUUCCCUUGUUCUUCAAAAACUUUGAAACACUCCGCAUCCACGGGUCGCGCGUUCUGCCUGCGGCCGCCGCGAGCGACGCGGCUGCAGGCGACGCGCUCCAGGCGGUUGGCGAGGCGAGCGGUAGUGGGAUCGCGUACCCUCCUCCGUUCCCCGCGACUGCUCGCGAACGCAGGCCGGACGGGGCACAGCCCAGAGGAGGCGACUCGCGCAGGCCCGCGGGAGGCGAGAAGGCGUCGCGUCCGGCCACGCACCUGACGGUCUCGCUGGUCGCGGAAGAGGCUGUGUGGCCCCUCGUCAUUCAGGGUCGGUUCGCCGGCUCCGGCGACUGCCGUUCGAUUCCGCACUUGAAGAAGGACAUUGCGGACCACACCCACUGCGAGACGGAAGGCGUGUUGCUCAGCUGCUUCCAGAACGGCCGGUGGCACGGCGCGGCGCGGCGCGAAGAGACACUGAGGGACGGCGGCGACGGCGCGAACCGCGGCCAGGGCGACUUCCUCUGUGGUCCAUUCAACCGUCAGAUGGACGGCCAAGGCGACGGCAAAUGGUUCAUCGAUGUCCACAAGGCGCAGCGGGACCCGCAGCACUACAAGGGCACCGUCGGGUACAACGGAAGCGUCGGGUACUGGAACCUCGACACGGACGUCCCGGGCCAUGUCGCGCCAGCCUUCCUCGCCGUCAGCGGCCACGCAUGCACUCCGGAGGUCCGCAACAAAGCGAUUCUGUUUGUCUCCUCCCUCCAGAGACACCUCGAGGUCUUUCUGCCUGCGAACCAAGACGAGUUGGAAGCGCAGAUGAACUUUCUGACUGAGGCGGCAGAGAGCCUCCACGCAGCAGGGCGCACCGGCGAGGGCCGCGCGGAGUCGACAGAGUCCGAAGACCAGGCCGGCGAACGCGGAAGGCGCUGCCCAGACAGGACGCAAAACGCGACGAAGGAAACGCCCCGCGAAGACGAUGCGGACGAUGUGGCCGAGGCGGACGAGGCACCAGAGAGACGCAAGACGGGAAAACGUGCGACAGGCUCGAAGGCCCCGACGAAAGGACGGUCGCGGGGAGACGCGGAGCGUUGCGACGCGUCGGAGGUCCGGGCGUCUGCGAGGUCGCCGUCCCACCGACCUGGCGAAGGUGAACAGCCCGUGGACGUCGGGAACUGCGCCGUCUCUUCGGGAGAAGCCUUUGAAGUGCAUCUGUGCCCGGCAUGCGAACUGCAGCAGCAAGCGCCAGGGGAUUCCCUUCAGCGUUCCGAGCGAGCGGCUCGGGAACGCAUCGUCAACCCGAGGGCAUCUUCAGCUUCCGGCCUCUCAGUGGAAGAAGAGGACGAGUACUUGGCGUUGAAGGCCUGGGAGGCGAACGCCGAUCCUCUGGCUGCGGCGCUUCUCCCGGUCGAUGCCCUGCAAAGACAGCAGAUGAGCGCAGCCGUCCGCUGUUACCAGUGGGAGACGGCGCUCCAGUCUCAGAACGCCUUGGUACAGUUGUGGCUGCUGUACCCUUCUCUCGCUCUCGACUCGUGGCCGCUCGUUCUGCGAUUCAUCUACGACGCCGUGCGCGCACGCCCCUCGAUGCACCGCGUCCUCGUGGAGCUUCUCCUCGCAGUCGUGAAGGCUGCGGCUGUGCAGGGACGUCGCCGAGACGACACGGAAGAGGGCACGACGGACACGAGCUCAGACGCAGACUCCAGCGAAGAAGAAAGCGCAGAAGGAGACGGGUUCGACGGACGACUUCUCGGUCGAGGUUCCGAGAGGCUGGAGAGUCGCGGAACAGGCUCCAUGGGUGCAUUUACGUCGUCUCGCUUUUUCUCGCCGUUGCUGCCUUCUCUCUCUUCGUCCGUUCUCACCUCGUCCCGUGACAGAGACAGAGAAACGGACGGCGGGAGAGCUAUUGCCUCCCACCUCGGCGCGCUGGCGCUGCUUCACUUGGCCGCCAUAGGCCUCCUCGACCGGCACAGUGCGGAGCAAGCUGAGGCGUAUCGCGUCUAUCGGGCCGGGCGUCAGCAGCAACUCGCUUUGCAAAGCGUCUCUGCUCAGUCUGAAGACGCCUGCUCGCCUCUCGAGGGCGUCGCGUUUGAGGCUCUCAGUCAGCGGCUCCACCUCGACGGCGCAGCAGGCCACUUUGUCUCUCUCGGCCUCUCGCGAGCUCCACACGGAGACCCGGACGGCGCCGGAGACGGGGCGCGGGCCCGAGCGGGAGUGUCUGUGUCGCAGUUGUUCAGAACGCAGGAAGAGACGCAGAAUGCGGCGCGAGAGAGAGGCGCGCAACGGCGAAGAGAGGGAAACCGAGAAGCCAAACAGGAAACCUCUUCGCUGCUGCCGGAAAGCCGCGUGUACGCAGGAAUUGCUUAUGGGGUGCAUCGGCCAUGGCCGGCCGCCUGCAGCAGAGACAUCUUUUCUCUCUCGCCUCAGCCGAUCGUCGAGAGCGACGCGUCGACAACGCCACGUGCGUCUUCCCUUUCUGCGGGGGCGCCGUCUGUUCCCUCGCCAGAUUGCGACGGCGGGUCGGAUGCGGCGCGCGGCUCCGGCGAGCUUCCGAGCAGCGACGAGGAAGAGGGACGCGACAGAGAACGGCGAGUCCGGCGAGAGCCCGACGACGCCAGCAGGCCGUGGCGUGUCGCCGACCCGCGGCCUCGGCUGCCAGUGGCGUUUUGCCGGUUCCAGGAGUUUGCAGGCGGCGCAGGCCAGAGCGGCGCCGCGCAGCAGCUGAAAUAUUUGAAUCCAGCGCUACUCGUUGACUGUCUGCAUUCGGAGUCCAGACACCCGUACCGGCCGACUGAGCGCGGCGGUCGCAAGACGCAAGUCGGCGUCGAGGAGUUCAUUCUGUCUAGGCCCGUGAACGGCAGAAGAAGGGGAGAGAAGAGACGGGGCGCAGGGGAAGCCGGCGACGGGGAACGUGCCGAGGGGGCGGCGGGGAGCGCGGCGAAUCGAGAGGAAAGGCGAGACAAGAACUCGCCAGAGAAGGUUGCAGUGGACCGCAGACGCCAAGGACGAGAGACGAAAGGGAACAUCUCCGUCGACAUCGCCAUGGAUCCUGGAUUCGACUGGGCUCGAGGCUUCCUCAUUCGCUUCUCGCGAAUGUCCUGCACACGACCCGGAGACAGCCUCCGAUUCUACGCUCACCCUGCCGACGACAUCUGCGUCGCUGCAUGCAGCGGCGCUUCGGAGCGUCCGUGGACGUCGCCUGUCUUUCUUCCGGGGUUCCGCUUCUCCUACGCCUUCCACCCGUUCGGCCUCAACUCGCCGUCCGCGCCGCUUCCGAAUCCGAUGUGCGGCAGCAACUCCGCUGGUCUCUGGAUGUCGCCGGAGUUCACGCCGCUGACUUUUGCAAGUCCCGCGAACGACCUGAGAGCCGACGACGCGGCGGCGGCUCGCAGCGCCGAGUUGGAAGCCGUCGAACGGGAGCGGAACGGGAGAGAGGAGCAUGGCUGUGGCGCACGCACAGCGCAGAGCGACGAGCGUGCGGCGGCUGCGCGUUAUCCCUAUCCUUCUUUGCACGCGAGCGGGGCGCCGCCGAGGACUCGCAGCGCCCAGAGAGCAGUCGACGCCAAUGGAGGCCCGGUAGAGGGAGCGCGGAGACGCGGGCGGCUGUACACGCAGAGCGCGUCCAUGCUUGAAGCCGCAAGAGGCGGAAGAGCGACGGCAACCGAUCUGGACUCGCACGCAACAGGAAACUGUGGCGUGGAGGCGACCGAGAGCCGCCCUGACGGCGGCACGGAGAAGCCGAGGAGGCGGCUUAGCGACCGGGGCAUAGAGGAGAUGGAGCCGGCGCACGCGAUGUGGGGGUGGAAGUUUGUUGUGAGUGUCGCCAACCGCGCCGAGGUUCUUCAGCACUACACGAAUCUCCCAGCGCCCUUCCCUUCGCCAGCUGCCGGUCGCGCGCUGCUCGAGGCCUUCCCGGGAACUCAGGAAAGAACCUCUCGGUCCGUGGCGGAGACCGGAGACAAGGGGGCCGUCCCAAAGCCUCGCGGCGCGCAUGCAUCAGGAGGGAAGCCGCGGAAGAAGCGACGUCGACGGGCAGAAAGCGCCUUCCGUUCCCUCCAGUCCUCCCUCUUCCUCGACCUGUUCCAGCCGUCCGUGGAUCUGACUUUUAUCCGCUGGCUCGUCGAAGACGUUGGCGGCCAUCCGGAAGUCCGCGAACAGGCUCAGACUCGCGCGGCUGUCAGUCUGCUCACGUCACGCAGCGAAGACACGCCGCUGACGGAAACAUUCCCAGACUCGGCGAGCGACAGCGGUGCGUCGACAGCGGGUGGAGAAAGACAGAAAGACGCGCGGGAGCCGGGGGCGGGAGCACGAAACGCGCGAGAGCUUCGAACAGACGCCAAGUGGAGAGAAGAGAGAGCAGUGCGAGCGAGCCUCGCGCACCUUCUCGCGUGCGUCUACCACCCAAACGUCUUUCAAGCUCUCGUGGGACUGGCCGGUAGUUGCGCAACUCUCGAGGGGUGCGGCCCCGCGCUGCAGCCUGCGGCGGUCUUUCUCGUCAAGCGAUUUUCCCAGUUGGCGCCUUGGCUGCAAGGGCCUCCUCGCACGCAUCCUCAGAGACAAAGACGCCUGCGGGCUCAGGCGCGCCGUGUCCACUGCGACGAUCCGAGCGCGACUUCAUCUUGCUUGGCGGACUCCGAGCGUCAUCCCGAAGUCCAGCUAGGGUCGCCGUUCUGGCUGUCUUCGCAGGAGUCUCCGAGUCCGUGCACUGUGGGGCGCCGUGAGCCUGGCGGGACGAACACCCCUGGCCUUAACUGCCUAGAAACGUGCACGUCUUCCCGUCUCUCCCCCCCCUCCUCAGCCCGCUCGUGUGGGUCUGCAGCGCCUGCGCUCCACGCCUCUUCGCCUUCCUCGCCGCUCAGGGUGCUUCCAGAAACAUCAGAAGGUUCGCUCGGCCCUCAGACGCCGUCGCGUUCCUUCUCUCCGCAGGCGACCGCGCCUGCGAUCUGGUCUCGAGACGCGGGAUCGUCUUCGGAGUCUUCGUCGCCGGACGCCGCCUGUUCUCUCGCUCUCGCGUCUUCGUCACAACAGAGAGACGAGAGAGACGCGGAGAGAGACGUGGCCCCAGCUGAGGAUGAAGCCCUCGCGUUGAGCGCUCGGAUGCGCUUCUUCUUUCUUCUGCUCUUCAUGGAGAUCGCUGCGCAGAUUCGCGUUCCUCGAGUCGCCGACAGCGUCUUCGAAAGCGCCGGCGUCAACUCGAUGUACACGAGCCAGUCGGAAACGCAGGGAGGCUCCAGCGCUCUCCCGCUCUCUUCGCUCCCCCCGAGACCCCGACCCCUUCGACCGACGCAGCAGAUUAUUCUCCCGCCCUUAGCGGAAUACGUCGGUCAAGUCCUUGCGGUCCUGUUCAGUGCAUGCAAGUGCGCCGCAGCUUGCGGCGAGUGUGGGGCGGAGGCGCGCGAGGCCAACCGUCGAAGGCAGCUCUCGGCGCAGCGAGUGACGUGGCGACUCAGCGACAUUCGCCUUCUCUGCGAAAAGGCAGAGAGAGAGCCGAGAAGCAACCCGUCACGGACCUCGCGCCUCGACGGGCCCUCCUCGCCCAGGUGCCGCUCCCCGUUUUCCGCGUUCGCCUCUGAAGCCGAUCCCUCGAACGCAGGCGGGCGCAGAGCACAUCCGCCACGCAGUGUGUCGACUGCUGGCAGCAACCGUCUCUCUCGCUCAACCCCGUCGUGCCCAGAGGAACCUCACACGACUUCCGCGACUCUCUCGUCUCCAUUUUCUGCGUGUGGUGAUCGUCCGCACGAUCACAGCUACCAAAACAGCUACCCCGCUUUCCGUUCCCAGUCGCCGUCUGGUCCAGCCUCGUCGUUUGGUCCGGCCUCGUCGUCCCCACCGCCCCUCGCUUCUUCCGACUCUCCGCCUUCGCAGUGUUCAGUGUCUCUGCUCUCGCGGUGGAGCUGCGGAGACACGCGUGGCGUCUCCUCUUCGGCUUCUCGAGACACGAGAUGGUGUCCCCAUGCCGCGUCGUCGCCUCUCUGGCUCCAGCCUGGCCCCGUCCCUCUCCACGGCGGUGGUCAGCCUCCGUGUGAGGCUCCGGCGUCUUCAGGGUGCGUGGGAGGCACCGGGUUUUGCGUGGAGCAAGCCGUGAAGGAGUUGCUGCUUCAGUGCAAAGUUCUGCAAGACUUGCGCGGCUUGGAAGGCAACUUGCCCCACUCCCAAGGUGUCCCCUUCGCCCUGUUCCUCUUCGAAUUCCUGCAGCGCCUGACAGCUCUCCGCGGGGUCGAGCGCAGCCGCUUAGGCAACGAGACGUUCUGGGAGUGCAAGCGGCGCCUGGGCGCGGAGGGCCCGGGGGAAGGCGCAGCGCGGAGCGAGGUCUGCGGCAGAGCUCGGCAACGAGGGCCAGACCCGAGCCAGUCCACGGGUGGGAGCCUCGCCGUGAGCGACGCGUUCUGGAACGGACAGUAUCUGCUGGACGGCCGGAAGUGUCGAGGCUGUCCAGGAGAUGCGCGGUCGAGUGACAGAUUCGAAGUCGAUUUCGAGCGAUUCCUUCCGCUGCUCGACGAGGAAAGCCAGCACAUGCUUCUCCCGGAGCACCUGGACCUGCGCAAGGCCCUCUGGCCCACUCUGUGGCGCAUCGCCGAGAAACGGAGACAGCUGGCGCGGACGCGAAAGGCUCUGGCGGGGACACACCCCACAGCGAGGGGGCCCGCGAUGGAGCCGCAGCUGGGAGGCCAGCAGGCGUCCGUGGCUCAGCGAGCGGGCGGCCAGGGAGGCGACGGCAGCGGGGCGACAGACGCGAGAACGCACGCGUUGGAGCGCGGCAACGCAAGUCGCCCAGCCGCAGCAAAUCUCGGCCUGUCGACGCCCGCGUCCUUUUCUAUCUCGCCUUCGUUCUCUCUCAGAGAAGCGGAAGGCGCGGGGGGUGACGCGUCGGAGGCGGACCUUGCGCGGGACUCGCGGAGGCGGGGAAGUGAACGACCGCUGUCCGCGAGAAACCAGUGCGAGGGAGGGGACAGUUCUCCACGCACGGGCCGAGUCCUGCCAGAGUCGGCUUCUUCGCCUGUCCUCUCCGUACCCCCUCAAUGGCUUUCCACAGAACGGGGCGAGGCGGCGCAUAUCAGUGGACGGAUGCAGGACAGCAGGGACCGGAGCGACGUGCCGGUAUGCCUGAGUUCGCCGCUGCAGCUGAGCUCCGCGUCCCAUUCUUUCCAGUCAUAUACACCGUACAAGAUAGCGUUUUCCGCCUCUUCUCCACUCGCCCUGCCUCUGCUCGCUGGGCUGGGGUCGCCCUCAGUGGCGAGUGACGCGCUCGAGGCCAUUCUCCCUGUGUCGGCGCUCGACGAAAGCACGAGCUGCCAGGCCAGAAGGGCCGGACAGAGCAAACGGGGAAUCGGCGAAGCGGACGAGGGAGCGCGCCACCCUCCCCGCGCGCUCACCGCGCCCGCUUUGCCCUUGGCGCAUGCGCGGCCAGGCGCCGUCCCCGUGUUCUCUCCCCUCGCGGUUCGGCUGGACGCGCGAGAGCUGCGCAGGCGGCUGUGCCUCCGGUGGGGAGUCGGGCCGCGGUCCGGCGCCAUCGGGGACGGGCGCGCCGAGCCGGACUCGCUCGGAGGCGGCGUGUGUCUGAGCGACGUCAGGGCGCUGGAUUCCUUCGCAGCCUCCGCACAAACCUCUAGACAGGCGCUCGCGUCCUGGGCUUUGGAACGCGGCGAUUCAGGCGAGGAACGAACGGAAGGCUGUGAGGCGGGCGACAGCGGCAAGGGACAUCCGCCAUUCACGAGUGAUCCCGUUGCCUUCCUCUCGCGAGAACUCGCCCUCUGCUUCGAGGCAGACGUUCGCACGAUCGACCUCUCCCCUUACGCAGCAGGCGCCGUUAUCAGCUUCUGUAGUUCCCCAAGCCAGCUGGCUCCUGGGGACCUGCUCACUGUGUAUGCGCGGCCUCGGGGGGCGUUCUGUACCCGGUCGCGCGCGCCGGGGCCUCAGUCGUCUCGUGUCUCUCCUGCGGCGUCGGUUUCGCCGCCUUCACCCUGGAUCCCCGUCGUUGAGAUGAGCAACUACCACGCCGACUGUCUCUGGUACGCAACCGAUUACUCUCCGUCCCUGUCGCCUCAGCUCUUCUUCCCCGCGGGGUCUCCGCCCUCACCGCACUGGCCGGAAGAACCCUCGAUCGCGAACACACGCCCGCGUCUGCGAGACGGAGACAAAGAAAGAGACAGAGGGACAGGGUACUUCGCGCUCGGCUCGCUGGCUGCGGCUGUUCGGCUGGGUCUGCUUGACGCCACAGAGGCUGCGCCUUUCUGUCCUGCGUCGCUUACGAAACGUGAGGAGAGAACCAAGGACGACGUCUGUGCAGGCUCCGAUGGCGCUCAGAAAUCCCCGUGCUUCCGCGGAGAUUCGGACGCGCAUGUCGCCGGCAAGGCCGCUCGCCCUCUCGAUGCUGCACGCGCUCUCGCGACGGCAGCCGGCGCUCUGGCCAUUGAAACGACGCCUCUGGAAGGCUUCCCUGAAGAGGAAAGGCGCGUGCGGGGAGAGGCCAAACUUGCGGCGAGUAUGGAGUCUGCGCAAGUUCUCUUUUCCCGGCCUGCUUCCUUCCUGUGGCGUCUCCCUCCCUCUCUCGCGCAUGCUCCGUCUGUCAACGAGGACCAGAACUCAGGACUUGGUCUCGGAACCGAAAAGCGAGUUGAAACUCGCUUCCUGAAGAACGCCGUGGGGCUGCUAACCGAGAGAGACGAGGACGUCUGGGGCACCGUGCGAAGACUGGCCUCGCAUUCUUCUCUCGCGCGUCCUCUGCCUUCGCACCUCGCGUCCCCUCUGCCUGUCUCCUCUCGUGGGCAGCCUUCGCAGCCGACGGCGCUCCCGGAUCGCUCGCGUUCGUUCUCGAGUGCCUCGCUCUCAUCUGCCUCGUCCCUCGUGCUCCCCGCCCCGGGGAGUUCGAGCCGUGCGCCUCAUCCGCCUGUGCCGCGGAGCUACCAGCGCCGAGGUAGCGGUCAUCCCACUCCGGCGGCGGCUCCACCGGCUCAGUUCACUCGCUCCGGCACUCGUUCGCGAACGUUCUCGGGAACUUCUGUCGGCCGGAGUGGAAGCUUCGGCGCCCUCACGGGCGGUCUCUCUUCUCUUCCGACGACGGCUGGCCGCCGCUCGAGCUACUGCGCUCCGACGAGCUCAGCCACCAGCGCCGCGACUCCCUCAGCCUCGAGUCUAGUCGGUGCCUUCGCCUCUCAAAACCCCGUAUUUGCCAUGGCGCUGGAGCGAGGUCGGGACGAGCGACGCAGAGACCGAGAGGCGAGGGAAGAGCCCGACGCAGGCGGGAGCGGAGCUGUGCCUGCGUCGAGUUCUUCAGGGCUCUGCCGGAGAGGGAGAAGACACGGCAGUCUCGCGGAAGCGGCGCGAGGGGGGCUACAGGGCGAAGGCCGCAGACGCGGCUCGAGUGGAGACGCGCUCCUCGCCCUGUCGUCUCUGGGUGAAACGCCCCAGGCCCUGUCGUGGGGCUCUUCGUCUGCCACUGCGCUCCUCCCUGGAAGGGGCGGGCGUUCGGCUGGGGCUUGCAUGCGCCGCGGGAGCUUUGCUGGCAGGACCGCGACCGCGCAGCCGUUCGGCAAAGAGUCCAGCUUUUCGUCGGACGGCGGCAGCCAGCGAGGAAGCGCCGAGGCGUCUGUGCGAGUGUCGGGGCUUCCUUCUCACGUCGGCGCGGCUCCGACCGACGAGGCGAGGCAGAACCGGGACGAAGCGCGCGUGGGUGCGAGCGACACGAUCCACUUGGUGUCGGGGGCUCUGAUUCCUCGCGAUGAGUUCCUCAGAGCGGGGGUCUGGAGAGUCGAAUUCACAGUGGGCUGGCGGCAGAACGGGAAGAACCAACCCUUGCUCGCGCCGGACGAAGGCAGCCUGCCUGCGCUCCCGCGGUGCACAGGCGGAGACGAAGACGGCCAGCGCGAAGACGCCCUCGGCUGGCACGCGGGCCCGGAGUUCGGCUGGGCGCCGCUCACCCACGCGGUGUCGCCAGAAGAAGCCGCCGUCGACGCGCUUCUGUCCGAGCUGCUGGGGACGCGGUCGAGGACGACACGAAGCGCGGAGACCGCGGAGAAACGCAGCGACCCCAAAGGGGUUGAAAAAAGGCCGGAACCUGCCGAAGCGGGCACGAGGAGCAGCGACGACGGACGCACGUCGACGAAUGCACAAAUCGCCUCCGAGGCUGACUCGCAAUCGCGGAACUCCCCGCUAACGCGCCUUUCCUCCGCGUCUUCUCCUCCCUCCGCAGCUCCGUCCUUCACGGUCCCUCCACCGGCUUCUCGGUAUUUCUGGCUCUCGUGCACCACGCAGGUCGUCAGCGGGUCCGGAGUUGUCUCGCCGACUCCGAGACGAGAGGCGGAAGGCGCCUGGGCGUCCGUGAGCGGAUCGCGACGAAACCGAAGCUGUCUUUCUUCGCUUUCCCCACACCAGCCUCAGGCCCCGCAUGCGGCUGCGCCUGCGACAGAGGCCGCGGCUGACGCAGGUUACCUGUCUCUUUCUGCUGUGGGGAAGGCGCCGCCGCGUUUCGAUCGCGACGAAGAGACCCAAGAGAGGCGCGGAGACAGCGACGGCGAAGCCCAGGAGCCGUGCGUUGCGUCUCGGCUUACCCUCGGUCCUGGAGACUUUCACAGCCACCCUUUCAUCCCUGAUCCUCCCAUAUACCAACGGACGUUUGCGCUGGCGGAGCACCUGAAUCGGAGUUACCCGCCUCAAAGCUUCACGCCUCCCUGCUACCGCGUCCUCCCUUCCCCAGGCCUCCUGCGCUCGCCUUCGCCUCCCUCUUCUGCGCCGCGCUCCUCCUUUUCGUCGCUCUCCUCCUCGCUGUCGCCAGCAGCUUCCGGGGGCGUGUGUGUCCACCCCGUGACAUCGGGCGAGCCUCGCGUGGCCGCGUACAGCGACGUCAUGGCUCGGGUGCAUGCGCACCAUCAGCAGCUGCGCCCGAGUCAAGCCGAAGUCCGUGGAGUCUGGUGUGUCAGUCCGCACGGAAAGCAGACCGUUCAGGACACGGUCGUCGCUGGCGACUGGAUCGAUUCACAGAGCGUCGCCGCGGUGCUCACUGCCUGCGCGUCCGGCCUGCAUCCAGAGGCCGCCGAGGAACGGGCUUGCAGCGGGAGCGGAGCGCGCCGCGACCGGAGCGUGGGCGGAGACACAGAAGACGCACCGACAGGGGAAGGCUUCUGCCGCGACGACGCGCAGCUGUGGGAACGAAACGCUGAAGGACGGAACUGGGCGUUUUCCGGUCCCGCGCUCGCCGAGAGGCUCACUCCAGAAGACGUCCUGUCGCGCGCGGAAGUCCUGUGUAGUGCGUCGUCCAGGCGUCUUCUCCACUUUGGACGGAGCCUGGAGCUUUCGCCUUCGCGCGCCUGCUCGGCAGCUUCUGAAUUCCCGUCUAGGUCGGAGUCGCCAGUGACGGGUGCAUCCGGUGGAGACGUGGAAACGGAAGAGCUGCGCACCCUCCGGGGUCGGAGGACACGCUUCUCUCCAGGCCGUCCACAGGCCGAGCGCGGCCGUGCCCCGCUUUUAGAAAAAGAAGAUCAAAGCCGGCGAGAAGACAGCAACUCACCGGCGCCGCACUUGGCAGGAGCGCGGGGCGGUCUGGCUGGCCGCGGCUCCUCGCGAGGUUUCCAGGAUGAAGGCCCGCCGAGGAACGGAAUCGAUCUGGGCGGCGGAGGAGAAGGAGACAACGCUGGAGCAAACGGAGAAGCGAGCCAGCCACGACGCGGGGAGGACGAGGGAGACCAAGUGGAGAGACGCAGAGCACGGCGGGACGCAACGCAGCGAGGAGAUGAAGCGACGCGCAGAAGCGCCUUACGCGGAGAGAUUGAAAACCAUUUCCUCGAGAGAGAGAAACAGAGUCCCGAGACCGGAAGGUCGUAUUUCCGGACCAGCAAACUGACCAUGGAACUUUCCUUCACGCCUGAUCUCGACCGUCUUCGCGAUCUGCAUGCAGCAUUCGCUGAUCUCAACACUGCGAUGGCUGAGGCACACACGCUACUGGCAUCCUCUCCACCCUCUUCCUGCUCCUCGAGUUCUUCUCCCAGUUCUUUUGCCGGUUCUUGUUCCGGUGCUGUCUCUGUCCCGUCUUCUUCAGAGGCGAGGCAGGCCAUGGCCGCCCGUGUGGCGCGUCUGGUAAAGCGCGUGCAGAUGCUCCAGCAGCUCGGCCCGAGAGACGAAGUGCGCUGCUCGUUUCGGGUCGAGUCGCCAGAGUCUGAGAGGGGAUCCAAGCCCAACCAGGAAGACGAAACUCAAAGUGAAAAAUACAACAUGACGUGGCACGUGGGAGGCUUGAAAUCCCUUCUAGGCGCAGGCCGCGGCGUCGCCCUGUGUCCCGCCGUGAAGCUCGGGCCCUGCGCCACGAUGCUCCAAGUGACGCGUGUGCACCAGCCGUGCCCCGCGCCGCGAACGCUGUCUUUGGUGAACUGUCCAGCUCUCCUGGUCACCCACUGCUCUUCGCUGAAGAUCUGUCUCUCCCCUAGCCCGUAUCGCACGCACCGCGACUGGCGACUGCUCAACGCACUCCCCGCAGACGCGUUUCUCGAUUCCUUUGCCCCGCGCAAUGCCCGCCUCGUGCUGCUCGGGAAGGGCCGCGAGCGGCUGAGGCCUGCCAGAGGCGCGGGGCGCUCUGGACGGCAAGCCUUGGAGUCCCGCCGCUGGGGCAAGGCAACGGAGCGAGCAGACAGGACUCAGAAGGAGACUUCUUCGCAGGCGGCCUCGGGAGUCUCACCGAGUCCGGCGGGCGCUCCAGAUCAGGCAGGAGAGAAUGUCGCAGUUGACGAACACGGCGAGCACGGCCAGGGAAGAAGAGCGUGGAGGCGUCCAGCCUGCGGCGGAGAGACAGCGGGAGAACCUGCCGGACGUAGUACAGCCCGCAGGGGUUCAGCUGCCGAACGCGAGGCAAGCGGAAAGAGAGGCGCAAGCGGGGAGCGGCUCUCGGUGGAGCCGCAGUGGCGAGAACACGGAGAACACGAAGGCGAAGGAGUGGCCGCACGCAAAGAGAUUGUGGAUAAAAAAAACCAAGGAAAGGGUCGACGGGAAGAGAAUGGCGGAGAACGGGGCAGUCGGCUGGCGCAUGCAGCCGAGGCGUGCAGCAGCAGUCUGCCGCCGCCGCUCAGCGCUGUCGAUCCGCGCCCUUCGCCGUCUUCGUCCCCUGGCCCGUCAUUCUCGUCCUUGCAUGCGGGGCGUUCGUUUCCACGUGCUCUUCCGGGCGAAGCAGGAGACGCAGUCAGGCAGGGUGGUCUGGGGAGUGGCGGAGCGACGGCGCACCAGCGCGUAGAGGGGAUGAAACCAUCUCUCUCGUCGCCGGAGCUGCGUUGGGGGACAGCCGCAAACGAAGACCAGUUUCGCUGUUUCUUCGCGCCCUUCCCCGCUUUUCGCCCUGUCUCACAAAGUGCCACAAGGCGACGAGACGGCGCCACAGACGCCCCUCUUCUUCAGCCUACCCCGAACGCGUUGCCGCACUUCGCUUCUCGUCUUCCCGAGUGUGGGGUCGCCUCCCGCGGCCUCGACGUCCACAGCGGAGCCGAGGGCGGGCCAGGCCUGCAUGCGACUCGGCGGCGUCAUUCGCGCGAGGCUGCCUGCCUUCCCUGGGGGCGACAGCCGCGGGGAGACGCGGCGCGCAAGGGCCCGACGGACGGCGAGCGGAGCGAGAGAUCUCUCGUCGGUUCUCAGGACAGGCAACGGCGCAUGUCCGCAGUCGAGGCUUCGUCUGAGGCAGGGUUCUCCCCCUUUGCGUCCUCGAACUUCGACGCAGACGGCUGCUGUUUUGAGGGACUCGGAGACGCGAACCCCGGGCAAACCGGGCCCCGGCGUGAGGGGACAGGAGACACCCCUGAGGGCUCUGGAGUCUUGCCGUCCUGGGAAAGCAUUCUGUUCGAGCAGGACCAAGGGCUGACUUACGUGGGGCCGCCAGGCGCAUGGUGGAGGGAUCCAGAACGCCUUUCCGGUGUCUCCUCGACUGCACGCGGUCGCUCAGCAGAGGCCGAGUCCGCGCGAGAGACAGAGGCGUCAGAGCGCUACGAAGGCUGGCGACUCCUCGUACGGCAGUUGAUCCCCGCGGGGCACCAAGUCAACGCUGCGCUUGCCGCCGAGGAAGCCGUGGGCGGCGAACUCGCAGCGGCUGCAGGUCAGCUGGCGCAUGCACUCCUCUUGAAUGACGAAAGCAGAGCGCGACGACGGCGCAGAAACCCAGAGACCUCGUCGCUGGGUUUCUACUCAAGCAGGGCGGGAGGCAAGACGCCAAGUGCGCAGGAUUUGCCAGCCGCGCCAGGGGAGGAAGGCGAGGAGCGCUCUUCGGACCGCCUGUCUCGCGCGUGGCAGGAGCCUCAGGAAGAAUGCAGUGCAAGCCGAGAAGGCGGGGAGACCGAGAGCAAGGUCGCAUCUGAGUCUGUAGCCUCGGCAGAACGAGGAAGUAACGAAGAAAGAAGAGAUGAGAUCAGGGACAGCGCGAAGGUCGAGGCAAGUGGUGCCAGCGAGCGCGCUAGCCGAUCCCCGAAUUUUGGAGACGCGGAAAGCAACGCAUCGCUGCUGCUUUCCGUCACACCCAGUGAAUCUCCAUCUUCCUCUCAGUCUGUCGCGUUGUUUUCUCAUUCUGGAGACGUCUCGCAGUCUCGGGUGUCGCUUAGGUCUUCGCCCAACGCGCCGCCUCUCGCUCAACGCCCUCCGGGCCGUUCCCAACCCGCGUCUGCUUCCGAGUCUGUCGCUGCGUCUUUUUUCGGCGCAUCCGAGAUGAGCCGGGGCUCAGAGCCGCAUUUCGCCAGCGUUCAGGAAGGCCUCCUUGCUCCCUCUCAGUCUCUGUCCCGUUUCGCCCAGGCCUCGGGCUCUCCAGCUUCUCCUCCUCUGGUCCACCCGUCCUCGACUUCUGCGCCUCCGGCCAGUGGAGACGAGGGUCUCCUUUCCGCGAGUCCCGAGUCGGCCCCGCGCAGCCUCAGAGCGCCUUUGGCCGGGGACGGGCCCAGCUCCGGGCGGCACGCGCUCGUGUCGGAUUCUCUCAGCGAGAGCCGCAGCGCGACAGACGCGAGUGCAGCGCGCGACGCCGCGUCCCUUUCUGCAUCUCCUCUCUGGCAACUGCCCGUCUCGUUCUCCCCCUCAGUUCUCGCCUCUCUCGGGCGCGGCAGGGUGUCUGGGCUGCUCCCCGAGUCGGGACCUCAGCGAGGGCUCCACGCGCGAAAGCGCACGCUGUGGAAGGCCCUCAAGGCUGCUCUUCGUUGUGCGCGGAUCCGCGUCCCUCUCCAGGGCGUCGUCCGCGACCUGGAAGUCCGCGUUGGGGUCCAGAGCCAGCCGUGGCCCGACGAGCUUCUGCAGCAAUUGGUUGACAUCGCCGCGAAGGGAAACGCGUCUCUGCGGGAUCCAAAGACAGGCCCCGCGGUGCGACCGCUCCCGCCGUUGCUGCUGCCUCUUGGGGGCUCUGCGACAAGUCCAGAAGCGACGGGCGAAUGCGAGGUCGUCGCGAGGACUACCGUAGAAGGCAGCCACCCUCGGCCAUCACGCAGAAAACCCGGAGACGGUGAAGUUGCGAAUGCCGAUCGCGUCCCCCCAGGCGACGUCGGACGUGGACCUUCCUCUCUAGGAGGUCUGGGCCUCGAUCCGGGUCGGCUUCUCUCCGAUUCGACUCUCUUCUGUGUCUCUUCUUCUCUUCCUUCGCUUCCGUCGUGUGCCUCGGACGCUUCGCCGUCUGCGUUUCCUCUCGACUGCUCGGACCCGCCUCACGCCUCGUUUUCGCCGGAGUCUCCCGCGUGCGUCGUUCGGCCAUUCCAGAGCGCAGUGAGUCCUGACGGCGCUCUGCGCGUCUCCCCCCUGGAUAUCUGGACAUGGCACUUGCCGUUCUUCCCGGGCUUGAGCUCAGACGCGGUCGCGGCUUGGCUCCUUCGGGCCCAAAAGGGCCAGGUGCGGCGCGCGACGGAGCGGGCCAGAGAGGCCCGCGAGGCCCAGAACCGCGACCGCAGAGGGCGCCAAGGCGCCGGCGGGCUCGCAGGUGAAGCCGGCGAGGAGGGGACACGCGCGCGGAGACGGCAAGAGGGCCAGGGCCGAGACGCGAGCCAAGUCGAGGCUGAGGAAGACUCCGGCCAGGGGACGCUAGGCGGCCGACGCCGGAGGCAUCCGCUGGUGGGCUCGCCAGUGCACGAAGGCGACCGAUCGGGAGACAGCGGCGCAUCCGAACCGUCUACGGAGAGCCCUUUUGGUGCGGAGGCGUCGGCCUCUCCGCCUCGCCUGCGCAGCGCUGAGGCGUCCGAGUCGCCCCGCUUCUUCGUUGACCCUGACGAGGGCUUCAGUGACGGAGACGUGACGGGCGACGAGGCGCCAGAGGAACGCGACGGGCGCAUCUUCUGGGACGACGUGGACACGGAAAGUGAGCACCCGUGGCCGGAGGUUGCUCCUGACGCGAGUCUUGCGUAUUCAGAGCCGUAUUUCACCGAAGACUACGCAGACGACGGAUUCCAGCGCGAUUGGCGUCUCGAGGACGGGUUCGAGGCCCAGGACGCGGGCCAGGAAACGCUUGUUCCGCGGGAAGACGCGCCGAUGAGUCGCGUUUCUUCGGGGCCUUCUGACGGUCGAGGCCGAGACGGAGGCGCCGCGUCUCUUCCGGGCGCCGCGCUCCCGCCAGCCUCAGGCCCUUCCGGCUCGUCUGGGGGCGGCGACGCAGAAGAAGAGCGCAGCAGUGCCGAGGAGGACGAGGACGACGUGGAAGACGCCAUCGCCGAUGAAGGCGAGCCUUUGCACCCUCCCGGCGGAGUGUCGGGGAUUGCCUCCAGCGCCUCCGACGUCUUCACCCGAGGGUACGUCUCGGCAGUCGACCAGCUCGCUUCGGAGCUUUGGAUGCUGUACGAGGUCCUCGUUCUCCGUGAGUGUGUGAAGAGGGUGGCCAGCGCUGAGAGGCGCAAGCGCGAAAGAGGCGAGAGACACCAGGCGCAGAGACACGGGGCGAGCCGAGAUCGACAGAUUCGCUCGCCUUCUGCCGCUAGUCCCGCCGUUGGGGGGGUUUCCGCCGCCACGAGAGAUGGGGCGAGCGAGAGCCAGGCCGAGUCGGCGGGCAUCGGGCGCGCGCGCGCAGAAGCACCGGAAACGGAGAGAGAAAGUCCUCGACGGCAACGAGGGAGACAGGCGGAGUCCGGGCAGACCCAUCGCUCAACUUUGUCGUCUUUUCCGUAUUAUGAAGGAGCCCUCGCGGCCAUUGAGGAAGACGAAGCGACUGUGCUCUUCGACCGCCCGAGCUCGCCGCAGUCUGGCCCCACAAGAGACGCUUUCGGGCGCGGAGGACUUGAGGACACAAGGGGGGAGGAUGCAAUGGGAGACAGCGAGGCCAGAAGCUCGGGCAGAGUUGAAGCAGAGGCCUCAUCAGAACGCGAGCGUUUGCCUCAGCCGCGUUCUUUCCUCACAGGCUCGCCGCCAAUCUAUACAGCUGUCGCGUCUCCUCUCGUUGAACUUCCUUCCUUUUGCAGUCCUCUUCUGUACCAGGUGCUGUACGAAAUUCUUCUUCUGUUUCUUCGCUUCGGCCUGGCGCGUUGCGCGGCGCGCCGUUCCUCUUCUGCCCGCGACCUUCUUCGCUAUUGGCCUCCGACUGUGGGGGACUUGCGGGUAGCCCUGCAACUGCGGCUCAGAUACCUUCACCAGGUCAACGUCUCUUUUCUCUUUUUGUCUCCAUUCCUCCCCACUGUCCCUCCACCCUAUCCGUACCUGUAUGAGGAGCGCCACGAAGUCCAUCUGGGCCUGGCGCCGGCUGCGUCCCUUCGAGGAGACAGCCACGCGCGAGACGGGGCCGAGACCGAGGAGUGGGGCUCUGGGAGAAGCAUGCGCUCAAGCGAUCCUGUCGCCUUCUCGUGGAGCCCAACCAGCCACACAGGAGGGGGCCUUCUGACGCGAGGUGGACGGAUCGGGAAAACGCCGACUGGUGGUUUGCGGGCGCGCGCGGCCUGGGGGCUUCGCCGCCUUCCGCCCCUCGCUUUCAGGACCCGAAACGAAACCGCGCGCAGUCUAAGAGACGCUGAAGAAAACCUGAACGCAUGCCAGAGAGACGCAGAACACGACGGAGGCUUCAGGGGAGAAGGAACGCAACAGCCAGCUGAUGGGCGUCUCCGCCCUCCGGCUGAGUCGGCUUCUCUUCGUGUCCUUCCUGAGUCUUUGUCUUCGUCUCCUGUUUCUCUAUGGGGCCCUGGAAGUGGCGAGGAAAGGGAGGAUUGCGAAGAUCGGGACAAAGUCCUCGUUGCUUUGUCCGGCACAAAGGCGCUCCUCCUGCCCGCUGUCAAGAACUUUCUGUUUCGCGCGUCAACAAUUUAUCGUGUCCACGCAAUCCGCCAGCAGAUUCUUCGUCUUCCUGGCUUUACCUACGCUUUCCGACAGCCGGAACGUCCGCGUCAGGCCCUCGCGGGUGACACAUCGCUCCUCCCGGCUUUGCCUUCGCUUCGGACUCCCGCGGCAUCUGCUAACUCGCCCGCGCUCUCAGGUUUCCUCGGCCUCUCGAGGGGUGCCGGAGUCUCUGCGCCGCGCAUGUCCCUCGCCUGGGAAGCGACAGUGAGCUUGAUUCGCCUGCAUGCGCCCCUGGAAGAUAUCUACGUGGCUUCUGCCCGCUCCGGAUCGCUUCUCUCUCAAGGUCGCAGCGGCUCGAGCGCGACGCUAGUUGUCGAUGUGACGGCUCCUCUGCCUGAAGCCUGGGGCAACGUGGGAGGCGCUGCCGUGCUCUUGGACAGAAACGCCACGCGCCAAACAGAGGCGGAGGGGCCCGCCGUCGUUAGUGGCGCCGCGGACUUGCAGACCGCCCAGAUUCCGGGUGUAGAUACACCUGGCAGUCGAGGCGGCGCAGGCUGGGGCGGCGAGCCAGGCGACGCGGCGACCGGGGAGCUGGAGCCUGCGGACGGGAGGUUGCCCGGAGACACCCGACUGGAGAAGAGUCUGACAGUGCAGCUGGCGAAGCAGUUGCAGCACGUCGAUGCGCUCAAGCUGGUGGCGAGAGAACGCGCAUUCGUCGUCCAACUUCGCGGCGAGGGGGCCCAAGAUCUAGGCGGGCCGUACGCGGAGAUACUCAGCAAUCUGUGCGACGACUUGGUGACACAGAAACUCGUUGUCGAGUGCCCAAAUGCUCGCAAUUCUGUCGGAAACAACCGCGACGUCUGGAUCCUAAAUCCGCGGCUGCGGGAGUUCCUCCUUGGAGCAGACGCGUCUGCGUUGCCAGGUGUACAGACAGCUCAUCCAGUCGGCGGUUGGGGCCCGAGUGGUGCCAGCGGCACCAGCGGCGCGGAUGACGCGCAUCGCGACGCCGAGGACCGAGAGGGUGACUUCCUUUCUGGAGCGUGGAGAGGUUUUGAAUCGCACUCGCGCUCAGGUGAAGCCGAAGACAUUGUUGCUCUCGGCUGUCAAGGUCCAUCCGAUCUUGGCUCACCAGAAGCCUCGAGUGCGUCGAGGUGGGCCCCAAACCUAUCGCCUCUGCCGGUCCUGCCUCUCUUCCCCGCGGAGGCGCUAGCUGUGCCCAGCCUUGCGGGCGCGCUGGACGCGGAGUGUGUCGACGCGUGCGGUCUUUUUGGCUUCUUCGCACCCUCCACUUCCUCCGCCAUUCUCUCGGGGUGUCGGAGGCGCUUCGAUCCUUCCCACGGGGUUGCUGGCUCUGCUGGAGCUGCCAGGUUCGAAAGCGAAACACCCAACAGGCGGCUUCGCGACCGAGCGCGGGCCAGCUGGAGAGCCUGGGAGGCGAACGAGGAGAGAGAGGACAGGACUUGUUUCCGACUCUCUUCGUAUGGCCAGCAUCUUGCCUCAGCACUCUUUGUGGUGGGGCGACUGAUGGCGUGUGCGGUUCUGACACAGAGUCCCCUGAAUCUCUCGCUGUCGCCGUCUCUCUGGAAGCUCCUGCUGUUGCAACUUCCUGCGCUGCAGGAUGUCCACGCAGUCGAUUCACUCGCUGCGAAGCAGCUGAAGACUUUCCUCGCAUGUUGUGGGCUCGCGCACAGAAGACGCGCCUCGCCAGCCUCUGCCGAGCGCGAGAAGAGGGGAGAUGAAGACCUGGGAAACGCGAGCGAAGCGACAGAAUCUCAGAGUGUCAGCCGAGUGGACGCAGACAGAGACAAAGCGACCCUGCAGGCCUUUGCGCAGAAUGGAUGGGCCGUCGACGAUGCCUUAGGGAGAAAUGUGGAACUGUUCCUGGGCGGCGCGCGGUGUCCUGUGGACGACGAGGAUAUUGCGGAUGCUGUACAGGCUGCUCUCCUCGCCAAACUCACAGAAGGUCACGAGGCAGCCGCCUGGAUCGCGUACGGGCUCUAUGAUCUCCUUCCUCUUCCUCAAGUCCAGGCCACGCUGACGGCGGACGAUCUGAGACAGCUGGUUUGUGGGGAUGAUGAUAUCGCGGUCGCGGUCUUAAUGCGGCAUUCAAAGGUGACGUGGGACAACAACGACGCCCGUGAGCGGGCUCUCAUCGAUAAUUUGUGGGAAGUCCUCAGCGCCUUCACCAAGAAGGAGAAGCAAAUGUUCCUUCGCUUCGUCUCGGGCCGGUCAAGGCUGCCGCGUUCUUGGGUGUCUGGGGAUCCCUCUGCCUCUCCACACAAGUUCGAAAUUCAUGUCAUGAGAGACGAAGAAGCCCUGGAAAUCCAAGACGCGUCGCUGCGGUCGGUACAGAUCGCCGAGAAUCAGACCGUCGACGAUCGCCUGCCGACGGCGAGCACGUGUUUCUUCAUGAUCAAACUGCCGAAAUAUUCCAGCAAGGAGGUCCUCAGAAAGAAGUUGAAGCUCGCAAUUAUGUCGUGCGUCGACAUUGAUCUCGACGCCCUCCACCAUGAUCUGGACUUUGCUCAGUUCGAGUAA